GUGUUUUUGUAUUUUACAGGUCAGGUCAGCCUGCCGGCCCCUCUGCUGCUUCCCUCUGGGGACACACACCUUCUCCACACUGGGAAGUCACUCACCCUCACCUGCAGGUAUGACACACACACACACACACACACACACACACACACACACACACUGACCCAACAAGUUCCCCAACCAUUUUUUUUUUUAACUUACAGAUGUAGGAUCUUAAUUUGAACCAGUUUGCUACAGCAGUAAGAUAAUCCUGCAGCCACAGGAAAUGUGAAUUAUUAUGUGGAUUAUAAUUAAUGGACAUUUUUGUAGGAGUUGAUACAUUUUUCUUAAGGGAAAAUCAAGUCUAACAUUUCAAAGUGGAAAUUACAAAUACACUACACAUUUUAAAUGUCCUGCAUUGCAGGAAAGUUCUCCUGCAACAGGGUGAUCAAAUUAAGAUUCUACAUCUGUAUAGGGCCCCAUCACAAUCAGGAGUCAGGAGUUGUUCCUGACCACACAACCUGACAAGCAAAUACUUGUUUUCUACAACUGGGGGUUUCUUGGUCAGGUCAUAUGGACAGAACAAAAGAGUGUAAAUGCCUUUUAAAAUGGGCCAUUCAUUUUGAUGAUAGAGGUACGAGAAAUAAUCUGAACUCCCUGGCAAGAUUUACCUAAAAAAAUCCAACAGGUUAAUGCCAACCCCCCUCCCCUGUCAUUUAUUAGUUCCUGGUUCUGCUCCAGUUGUUGACUGUUCUCUGGACUGCCAUAAAAUCCUGCCUGGCCCCAUUAGACUGCUAGGCCAGGAUAAAGUGAGGAGAGGGAAGGUAAAAGGGACUGCAGGAGCAUCAGACCAUAGAGGCAGCUAGGCAAUGACACUGCCAGCCAGGAACCAGUGUGGCCCCAUUUAUCAAUCUGUUCCAAUAUCCCCAGGGUGCACACAUUUGUUAAGCGUUUAGAGAGCCUUGCAUCAUUUUCUAGACACGCCAGGAAUGCUAACCCCUGUGGUCCUAAUGCAAUGCUUCCCUCCAAGGCCAUGUGCUAAAAAGGCCCUGGUCGAUAAUGAUGGUUUCUGGCCUCUGGAUGAGAGUUUGAAGUUGCUUGACCCAAGCAGCUGUAGGCAGAGGCAGUGGUAUGCAGUGAGAAAUGUUUCAAGCUCCUCUGGGAGCGCUUUUGAUGGGACCUUAAAAACUGACAUUGUUUGAAAAUAUGUGUUAUUUGAACACAUCAUCCCAAAGAUCCUAGCCAUGUUCCCAUGUGAAAGUCCAAGUUAUAAAGAUAACUCCAGAUUAUCGGAAGGGCCUUUAAACACUUCCAAUAAACAUAAUCUGAGGGGUCCUGAGGGGAGGGCUGGCCCGGCCCUGACCUAAUCAACUGGCAACCGGAACAAAAUGGUGUGACACUGGAAAAAUUCCCACAGAAUAAUUACUGUAAACCAUUCACCUCUUUCUUCUCCUGAGAAUAUCCACUAUCAAAAAAGAGAAAAGACACAUAAGCAGUCGUCAUAUCAAAGCCAACAUUUAACACUGAUUUGAAUAUAAAUUAUUAUUACAUCUAAAUAAAACUUCAGAUAGAAUCUUAAAGCUAGAAUCCAUAGUUGCUACAUUCAUUUUUGGACUUACAGUGGCUUGCGAAAUUAUUCACCCCCCUUGGCAUUUUUCCUAUUUUGUUGCCUUACAACCUGGAAUUAAAAUAGAUUUUUUCGGGGUUUGUAUCAUUUGAUUAACACAACAUGCCUACCACUUUGAAGAUGCAAAAUCUUUUUUAUUGUGAAACAAACAAGAAAUAAGACACAAAAAAAACAGAAAACUUGAGCGUGCAUAACUAUUCACCCCCCCAAAGUCAAUACUUUGUAGAGCCACCUUUUGCAGCAAUUACAGCUGCAAGUCUCUUGGGGUAUGUCUCUAUAAGCUUGGCACAUUUAGCCACUGGGAUUUUUGCCCAUUCUUCAAGGCAAAACUGCUCCAGCUCCUUCAAGUUGGAUGGGUUCCGCUGGUGUACAGCAAUCUUUAAGUCAUACCACAGAUUCUCAAUUGGAUUGAGGUCUGGGCUUUGACUAGGCCAUUCCAAGACAUUUAAAUGUUUCCCCUUAAACCACUCAAGUGUUGCUUUAGCAGUAUGCUUAGGGUCAUUGUCCUGCUGGAAGGUGAACCUCCGUCCCAGUCUCAAAUCUCUGGAAGACUGAAACAGGUUUCCCUGAAGAAUUUCCCUGUAUUUAGCGCCAUCCAUCAUUCCUUCAAUUCUGACCAGUUUCCAAGUCCCUGCCGAUUAAAAACAUCCCCACAGCAUGAUGCUGCCACCACUAUGUUUCAUUGUGGGGAUGGUGUUCUCGGGGUGAUGAGAGGUGUUGGGUUUGCACCAGACAUAGCGUUUUCCUUGAUGGCCAAAAAGCUCAAUUUUAGUCUCAUCUGACCAGAGUACCUUCUUCCAUAUGUUUGGGGAGUCUCCAUCAUGCCUUUUGACGAACACCAAAUGUGUUUGCUUAUUUUUUUCUUUAAGCAAUGGCUUUUUUCUGGCUCUUCCGUAAAGCCCAGCUCUGUGGAGUGUACGGCUUAAAGUGGUCCUAUGGACAGAUACUCCAAUCUCCGCUGUAGAGCUUUGCAGCUCCUUCAGGGUUAUCUUUGGUCUCUUUGUUGCCUCUCUGAUUAAUGCCCUCCUUGCCUGGUCCGUGAGUUUUGGUGGGCGGCCCUCUCUUGGCAGGUUUGUUGUGGUGCCAUAUUCUUUCAAUUUUUUAAUAAUGGAUUUAAUGGUGUUUCGUGGGAUGUGUAUAUAUACUGAGAUCAUGUGACAGAUCAUGUGACACUUAGAUUGCACACAGGUAGACUUUAUUUAACUAAUUAUGUGACUUCUGAAGGUAAUUGGUUGCACAAUAUCUUAUUUAGGGGCUUCAUAGCAAAGGGGGUGAAUACAUAUGCACAGACCACUUUUCCGUUAUUAAUUUUUUAGAAUUUUUUGAAACAAGUUAUUUUUUUCAUUUCACUUUACCAAUUUGGACUAUUUUGUGUAUGUCCAUUACCUGAAAUCCACAUAAAAAUCAAUUUAAAUUACAGGUUGUAAUGCAACAAAAUAGGUAAAACGCCAAGGGGGAUGAAUACUUUUGCAAGGCACUGUAUAAAUUAAUGAUAUAUACCCAUUGAUAAUUGAAGAAUUUAACUUAUAAAUGCCUCAUGUGUUUAGUUAAACUGUUGUACCCCAUCAGAACCCAACAUAUCAUCUUGUUUUAAACAAUGUACAUUUAAACAAACACUGUAUAUUCUAAAAACAUGGUUAAAACUAUAAGUUUGAUAUCAUGGAUGGUCAGUCCUUGCAUCCAUAGCUCUGUCUAUGAAUUUGAGAGUGCUUAUAUUUCUCCAGGCCCAUCCCUCAGCUUUUUACCCAAACACAGGGCGGGGUGACCAAUUUGUUAUUGUUUCAAUUAAGGAUUCCAGCUUUAGGAGCUUGUGCCUGUGACAUUUGAGAGUAUGUUUGUGUGCAUAAAUCAGGUGAAACAAUGAAGGUAUUUGACCUGGUGAUGCUGCUGACUUGAGGGUGACGACCCAGAGCCCUAGUGGCGGUAGGAGUGGCUGACCCUCUCAGAUUGACCCUCUGUACUUUGUUGCUUGACUUAGAUGUUGCCCUUAACCACAGAUCUAGAAUCAGUUUUCCCUACCCUCAAUACACAUUUACAGGAUAAUAAAUAAUAUCUGAUCCUGUAUCAGUUCUUAGGGCUUACUUCUGCUGUGUCUUUAUCAGAGGUGCUGCCCAGCUGUACUGGAGGCUGCCCUGGCGGGACAUCACCUCGGAGGGGGUGCGUGUGGAGGAGUGUGAGCCCCGAAUGCACGCCCACUGCAGUAAACUGCUAGUGAGUCACCUGAGCCCCAACGACACAGGCCUCUACAGCUGCAGGUACACCCAGCCCUCCGCCGACGUCAGCUCCACCUACAUCUACGUCAAAGGUGAGUCCCACUUUAUACUGUUCAGACAUUGUCCAAUGGCAUAGCCCCUUUCAUACAGUAUGGUAUUUGCAGACCAAAGUGCUUUACGUACAGUAUAAAGUGUAUGCUGACAGAGUAAAUCAUCAUUGUUGAGUUCUAUAAUGACAUUCUUGUGUGAAGUAGUGCCCUGCACAGGCAUGAAUUUUAAGCCCAAGGCCUACCCAUGCUUGCGACGUUCAGGCCCUACCCUACCCAGGCCCGAUUGCUUCUGCCAAAUGGAAGGCCUGGACCUGCCCGAACCCGAAAUCAGAAAUAAUAUCCUUUGUUAGGAUCCAUUAGCCAUCUCUGUCUGUUCUCCCCCUCUCUGCGCUGCUCGCUCUGCAUGCGCUCUGUGCAUGAGUAUCCAUAGCAACGCCUCUGCUUGCUGUUCUGCUCAAUGACAAGACAGAGAGCAGUUAGCUGUAAACUAGCUACUUUUUGUCCCUCUAAACACAAAUUUUUCUUGUAAAAUAUUCUCUCCUGUGGACUCGGACAAUGUUCUAGUCUUAUAUUUGACAAGAUUGAAGCACUUCUGACACCAUGAUAUGUACUUUGCAGCAAAACACAAGCAAUUGGCUCAGCUUCAAAAUGUUAAUGAUCAAUUUAGUGAUACCCGAGCCCUAUCCGUACCCUAGUAAUUGAUGAAAAAACGGGCCCUUCCCGGCCCUAACCUGAUGUUUAAUGUCGGGGCCCGGCCCUAACCUGAUGUUUAAUGUCGGGGCCCAUCGGGCUCAGGUCGGGUAGCAGAACUCUAGCGUAAAGUCCAUAAUAAGCCAAUCGCUCCCAGUGUGUGAAAAUUGGUAUGAAAAGGAUCUCCCUUUGUGAUUAAAUCGUUUGUUUAACGCCGAUAAGGAUCUUUUUCACUCCUGAUUUGUAUGUUUUUCUUCAUCUUUUCCAUUUGAGUUGGUUUGUUUCACAACAGCAUAAGUUCAACAAAUUCCCUCUAAAGAACAGGGGGGGGAUUUUAAAUGGGCUGACGCCUACAGUGCAGUACUGUGUAAACUGAGCCAACUAUUAGAAAAACAGAGGCUCUUAAGGGCCAGUUUAGAGCCAUGGUCACUGAGCAGCCUGACGUCUUCCUGCAUGAUACAGGAGCUGGAAGCCAGCCAGUCUUUCAGAAAAAAAAGACAGAAUAAGUGAGAAAAAUGUAUAAAUAAAGGCCAUAACAGCCAUAACUCUCCACAUGUUGUGAAGAGGAUGGUUUGUAAUUACAGAUAUAUGACUAUAUGUUGGGAGGGGAUUUUUAAUUUUAAGGAGUCUAAUCCAAGCCAUACAGAAGGAACUGAGUUGUGCCUCUCAGAGGAAGGCUUUCCCCUGCUGUCCGACUCCUUCUGGAACAGGGAAGGAGAGUGUGAUCGCAUCGGAAGCCCUUGUCAUUGACUAUUAUUUCCGGCUUCUGUUUUUCCAGUUAGUCUCUCCUGGAGCCUCUCACGAUACCAGCUAUGGUCUCUCCCAUGUUACAGGCUUAGUCCUCCCUCAAAAUAUUGAGAGUGACCUCUACGAAAUAGACAAACUGCACGUACAAACACUUGCAAAUAGCUCCUUAGUGAGAGCAUUGCAGGGCAACACUAAAUACCUUAAAACAUUGUCAUAGUUGAGAUUGCCAUCAGUGUCCCUCCAAAAAUGUCAAGGUCUUAGUCUGAGGGAAUGUGGUGGGGAUAGGUCUCAUGAAAUAUCUGGGCAGAAAGAUAAGAAAGUCAAGCAUGAUGAAUAACCUUUUCUGGAUGAAACAAACAGUGAGUUCCUUUCUAUCUCUGCCAGGACAUAUUUUUGUCCAGGACAUAUUUUGGUCCAGCUCCUGUGAUGUGUGUGCACAAAUUUGUCUUAAUAUCUGGCAGAUGCUGAUAUUCCUGGCCAAAUAAAAAUUGCGACGCAAAAAGUACUGGACUCCUUAGGUUGAGGUCCUAGCCUAAUUCCCUGGCUGCUCUCUUUGCCUCCCCUGGCGAUCUGACAGCCUGGUAGCCCCAUGUUUAGUCUAACCAGGCCUCUUUCAAAGCCUUUCAACUGUUUAUUACAUAAUUUUCCCUGUUUGUUUUACAAAUACUAGUCCGUUUUAUCAUGCCAAAACAGCUCAGCCUCGCACAAAUCACUGAAGUAUUUGUGUAACAGCAAAGUUCCCACAGCAGGUCUGUGAAAGAACAGCCAGUCAGAGAGGUAUUGGGUGCCUGCCCUGGUGAGAAAGACUGGUGCUGUGAUAGCUUUGAUAGUUCUUUCUCAACCCUGUUUCUUUAUCCAGAGCUGCACCUAGCAGGAGGAGAAGGAGGGGGUUUGGAGAAUGAGCUGAUCUCACUGGUCGAGGAGAUUCUGUUUGAUGAUCUCUGUGUGAGAUAGAUGGCCUGACAUUACCCUGACUCUACUGAACUUAAAAAACAGAUUUUAAAGAAUCCUUUUCACCCCUACUUUUAAUAAAAUACAGCUAAUGAAAUUCAUGAAAUUCAUAGAAAAAAAUGGCUUUUGGAGUAAUUAUUGAUAUUUUCUUUCAUUUGUUCUACAGAUCACCAGCAUCCGUUUGUGGAGCACCAUUUCCCCACUCCAUACACCUUGCUUACAUACAGACAUGAGGCCACCCUAGUGAUUCCCUGUAGAACAUCUUCUCCUGACCAGAUUGUCACUCUUGAAGGGGUAAGACUUUUUAUGAUUAUUAGUUUCUGUAUCUUAAAAAGGGGCAUAUCAUUCACAUUCUCUUUCACAAGAGAGCAAAUGUUAGCAUUUAUUAUUAUUAUGCUAAGCAAUGUUGACCAGUUGUACACGCUUUGAGAUAGUAUGGGCAUGAGACUGAUUACUUUACCAGAGUGUACCUUGAAAGUCUGCCAUUGACGUCACUGAAGUCAAGAUCGCAAAGAAACAUGGUAAACACAGGCCCUGUGCACUAUGGGCAUCUUAUGUGUUCUCACACCCAUCAAACGGUAGGCCACUCAAGCAUUCGGAAACGGACAGUGGCCACGGAGAGGGGAAGCUCAGGGGCAGGAGAGGGAGUCAUCCUGUCUGCUUCCUGCUAAGAACAGGAAGGUCCUCUAAGGUAGUUAUUCUGCAGAAUAGAAUCUCUCUCUAAAUAUAGAAGACCUCUUGUUUUAAACAUUUUGUCCAGAAAAUGCUGGUCUAAAAAGCAAUACAUAUCCAAUCAGAGGAAACAAUAGGCUGAUGAUGCUCCUGAGGAGAGUUAAGUGGUUUUUAAUCAAACUAUAGGAGGAAAUCUCUCUCGGAGGAGUUGGGUGCACAGUACUAGGUCACAGUGACCAAGCUCCUUGUCUUAUUACAGUAUCCUAUAACAUGAGACGGCCUUCCUAUAAACCAUGUGCAACAAUGAACAGAGUGGGACUUCUGCUGCAUGUUGCCAUGAUGCCAGAGCUCAGAGCCGCCACCUUCAACAAUCGAUGGCUGUGCUUGUAUUCACAGGGUUGAUUUAUAGCUGUGUGUCACAAUGCCUUGGACAUGGACAAACAUGUCUUAUUCAGAUGGCAAAUAUAGUGGGUUGUGUGACCUCCCUGCUACUGGAAGAUCUAUGGCAUUUCUCCUUCCUCCCUGCUUCCUUACUUCCCCUCGCUCUCCCAGCAGCAUAACACUUGGCUGGAGAACAAACAACCGCAGUAGUAGGCCUUAACCACAUCCAUCCAUUUCAUCCCUUGUUCAAAGUCAACAGUGCUCCGUGCAUCGCUGCGUGAAUAAUUGCGAUAGUUACACUCCAUAAAACCGUAAAAAUGAAUUAGACGUCGGUUCUAACGGGCAGUCAUCUCCAGCUGAGCUCAUUGGAGUGUGGAGUUUCAUAUCAAAGCCACUUUAGUCUGACUGGCUGAGUGCUUUUUAAAGACUGCAGAACUAAAAGUGUGACUAAACAUAUAAGCCUCUUGAUAAACACUUUGCUAUCUGUCUCUUCUUUCAGCUGCCACCCUUAUCAGAGGAGAUUGAACAAGGGAAGGAAUGGGACCCCAAAAUAGGCUUCAAGAUCCCAUAUGGUCCCUACGAAUCCUUUAGUUUCCUGAUCUGUGUCACCAGCGUCAACGGCCAACGGGUCGAGUCCCGCUACAUCCCUUGGAGGCUAAGUGAGUCACUUCUCCUUUUCUUAUUGAGCUUUUAACCUUGUACUGCAGUGGGAUAAAUCAGGGUUACACAGAGUGUUUCUUGGUAGUCUAAAACAAAUCUGCUUUGACACAAAACUAUACACCUCACACACAUGGUUAUGGGCUUAAAACAAAAUAGAAAUGUAUUCAAUUUUGAGUUUGCAUUCCAAUAUUACACUUGAUAUACAUUACAGAAGACUGAAAUAUAACAAAACCGUUCCCAUAGAAACACCGGAUUUUCAGAGGGUUUCUUUAAAUAGUGUUCAUUAAUUAUGAAAUUAUGAAACAUAUUUAUAACAUUCCACCCUUGAGGCCACUAGGUCAUGUGACUGCAGGAAAGGGCUACGAGAGACAGGGAAAUUACUGAGGAUGUUGAUUCAUUUUCACUGUCUUCCCUUCUAACUCUGCUUGCAUAGCUACCUUCCUGAGGAAUGUAAAGAUCAACCCAGAACGUAACAAGCUGUUAGUGGGAGAAACCCUGGUCCUCAACUGCUCUGCAGAGACCACCUUCAACGGAAGGAUCAACUUCCACUGGGAAUACCCAAAGAGGAUGGUAAGUUCUAAGUCAUUCAACAUCUGGACUUCCUGACGGGCCGCCCCCAGGUGGUAAGGGUAGGCAACAACACAUCUGCCAUGCUGAUCCUCAACACUGGGGCCCCUCAGAGGUGCAUACUUAGUCCCCUCCUGUACUCCCUGUUCACGCACGACUGCGUGGCCAAGCACGACUCCAACACCAUCAUUAAGUUUGCUGACGACACAACAGUGUUAGGCCUGAUCACCGACAACGAUGAGACAGCCUAUAGGGAGGAGGUCAGAGACCUGGCAGUGUGGUGUCAGGACAACAACCUCUCCAUCAACGCGAUCAAGACAAAGGAGAUGAUCGUGGACUACAGGAAAAGGAGUGCCGAACAGGCCCCCAUUAACAUCGACGGGGCUGUAGUGGAGUGGGUCGAGAGUUUCAAGUUCCUUGGUGUCCACUUCACCGACUAUCAUGGUCCAAACUCACCAAGACAGUCGUGAAGAGGGCACAACAACACCUUUUCCCCCUCAGGAGACUGAAAAGAUUUGGCAUGGGUCCCCAGAUCCUCAAAAAGUUAUACAACUGCACCAUCGAGAGCAUCCUGACCGGUUGCAUCACCACCUGGUAUGGCAACUGCUCGGCAUCCGACCGUAAGGCGCUACAGAGGGUAGUGUGUACGGCCCAAUACAUCACUGGGGCCAAGCUUCCUGCCAUCCAGGACCUAUAUACUAGGCGGUGUCAGAGGAAGGCCCAAAAAAUUGUCAAAGACUCCAGUCACCCAAGUCAUAGACUGUUCUCUCUGCUACCGCACGGCAAGCGGUACCGGAGCGCCAAGUCUAGGUCCAAAAGGCUCCUUAACAGCUUCUACCCCAAGCUACAAGACAGCUGAAUAAUUAAUCAAAUGGCCACCCGGACUAUUUACAUUUUUGCUUGAGUUUAUUUAGUAAAUAUUUCUUGAACUGCAUUGUUGGUUAAGGGCUUGUAAAUAAGCAUUUCACAGUAAGGUCUACACAUGUUGUAUUUGGUGCAUGUGACAAAUAACAUUUGAUUUGAUUUUUAAGAUUACUGGUCAAUUACUGGUAAAUGUUUCAGGCUUGUUGAUGAAUGCCUUUGCGUCCCCAGGUCAAUCGGAACCCCACCGUCAAGAAGACCAGAGAGAAUCCGGCUUCGAUCACCAGGAUGUACAAAGCCAUCACCUUGUCCAACAUCACCAUGGACGACAGGGGCACGUACAGGUGCACGGCUGAGAUAGGGAACGCUGAGAUGGGGAACAAGAUGCACGCCUCAGCCAAGGUCACCAUCUAUGGUGGGUCAGUGUGUUAGGAACUGGUACUGCGUGAAGACAAGGUCUCACUGAGCUAAGGCAGAGACAGACAUAACUCCAUUGUAAGCUUAAUCUUGGGCAAUGAUUGUGUGAUCUCAUUUAUAAUACAUUUAUAGUGUUGUUUUUCGACAGUCGUUUUAAUGCUCUUGCAAUUGGUCUUCUUCUGUGUGAUUUCAGAACAUCCAUACCUGAAUGUAUCCUAUAAGAAUGAAUGGGCCAGGAGAGUGGUCUACACAGAGGGAAGAAACAAGCUGAUGUUUGAACCCAAGGUCAAUGCACUGCCACCACCAGACACCAUCACAUGGUAAGACUGAGUUCAUCUGCUGGGACUAUUCACUGUGUGUAUUGUCAACUCCUAAUGAAUAUAAUAGCUCUGUUGUGACUGUGGGCACUAAACUGAAGCAUGCAAGUAUUUGAUUUGGGAUAUAGAGUUGCUCACUAAUUAUCAUCACAACUUUCAUAUCAGUACAUUAUGAUUAGCUGAACUUCUAAAGCAAAUGUCGGAGUAUCUCGUUCCCAGGUAUAAGGAUGGCGUCCCCAUCAACGAGAACUCCACUUGUUACGAGUCUUCAGGCUACAACCUCCUCAUCAAGGACGUGAAGCAGAAGGAUGCCGGGGUCUUCACCAUCGCCCUGGGCAACAAGGAGAGAGGCCUCUACAGGAAUCUCAGCUACACUCUGGUAGUCCGAGGUAAAGCUCCUUUUAUAUCGCCGUUAUAUCCCAUCCUAUAUCCCAUUCCUUAUCCCUCCAAAUGACUGGCCAUCCUGAGGAAAUGAAGCAAUGGCCUGGACUUUGGGCCUCAGCAUUUCGAGCAGCCUCAGCGCUUUGGGUUCUUGCCUCUGGUUGGUCCUGGGCUGCAGGUAGCAGCUGCUCCAGUAUGACAGGAACCCAGCCUCUCUAGCUCCUCACAUACAGGUGCACGGCUGAGAUAGGGAACGCUGAGAUGGGGAACUAGAAGCACGCAUCAGCCAAGGUCACCAUCUGCGGUGGGUCAGUGUGUUAGGAACUGGUACUGCGUGAAGGCAAGGUCUCACUGAGCUAAGGCAGAGACAGACAUAACUCCAUUGGAAGCGUCAUCUUGGGCAACCAUUUAUUUACAUCCUCUCCAUGUGUAUGUAGCCCAUCUGGCCCAGCACCGCUCAUGUAAACAACUGUGUUCUGUACAUUAUAUAGGGCUAUUUGUGUACUUUAUAUGCUUUAGCAAAGAGCGUUCAAACAAAUAUAUUGCAAUGAUUGCCAUGUAAAUACUGAUGGUUGUUAACACCAGCGGUUAUAGAAGUGCUCGGUAUUAUGUUCUAGGGCUUUGAUCAUGUGUUGGAUGGAGAGUCGAGGAGUGCAAUCUGCUUGCCGUUAAGAACACGUGUGCCACUCAGAUACUACUCCAAGCUGGCGAUGGGGGGCAAAAGAACGCAUCACAAAGUAUUUCCAUCCCAUUCCCUGCACAUUACCCAUGAAUCCCCCUACCAUGCCAAAGUGGAAAGAUCAGCCCCCCUCUCCAACAUAUAAAUGUUAUCUAUGGACCCUCGCUGUCCUGAUUGCUCGACGCAACAUAAUUAUUGGAAUGGCAAAAAAUUUACCACUCUCACAGACAAAAACAAAGAAAGGAGAAAUCAAGAGAGAUUCCUGGGAACAAUUAGGCAACCAUUUUAAACAUCGUUCUUCAAGAGUUUGAAGUUUAGCCCAGUGCUUCAGAUCUCAAAUAUUCAGCAGCCGGAGCUUGAAUUGAGGACAUUGCUGAGAGAAACCAUGUCACGACUUCAGCCUCAGCCUCACCAAUGCACGCAGGCACACAAACAAAACAAACACAAACACACACACACACACAAUGACUGUUGGAGAAUGAUUAACUGAUGUUAGCAGAGCAUUCCACUGGAGGUGGCAUCAAGUCUGUCCGUCCGCCAGUCAGUCUGGUGUUGAUUACUGCUGUGCUCUCCCACACUGCUGAUCCACUGACCUGGGCCUGGGCAUAGGGCCACAUCUGGCCCAGAGGCAGCAGGGUAGAGGUCAGGCUCUGAGACACUGGGACACCCUGAUGUGAUGGACAACCACAGGGUAUCAGGGCUAUGCAAUCACUCAGCACUUGAAAGCCCACUCUCAGAGGCUAGAAGACAACUGGAUGUUGAUGGCACCUUUUCCAUGGUUAUUCAUCAUGAUGACGGACCUCUCUAUCAUUAUAAAGACAUUAUGACCUCCAACAGCCAGGUAGAGUGUAAUGGUUGAUGCAACAGUGUCUGAUCUCUUUGUCUGUGUCUUAGUGAGGCCUAUGAUCUCAGAAGAGGAGGUGGCCUCGGUGGAUGUACAACCAUACAUGUUCGGCAAGCAACACCAGCUAACCUGCACCGCCUUUGGAGUGCCCAUGCCCGACAUCACAUGGCUCUGGCAACCAUGCCAUCCUGACCCCACCGACAAAGAGUGAGUCACUCUAAACUAAAUCAUGAACUAUACUGUGAAGACCAUUUUGUUUGAAUUCACCUACUGCAUUAGUGCCUUUUAACCUUAACCCAUUUAGUAACACAAUUCUGUGUUCUUCACUUCUUGUUUUUCACUUUCACAAUGAACCUUCAUUGGUAAUGUACUUCCAUUGUUUUUCAGUAAACCAUAAGAAUACCAUAGAACUGGGAAGAUACAGUAUCAAUGCCAUGCACAAUCAUAAGACACGACUUCCAAGAACCAAAGCAAUAAACCCAGAACUUAGAUGAAAGUCAUAUCUUCUUCCUCAAACACCCAGCCUAUGGAUCAAAAGGAUCUGAGUCAUCAGGACCAUCUGACUACAGGUUCGACUGACAGAAAUGGCCAGUUUCAUGCAGAUAACAGAGAGGUCACAGGGAGAGUUGUGUGUUUUCUCAUCCUGAAGUCACUGUGCAUUUCUAGUUAUUUCUGUAGGUAUGGUGAAACACUGCCUUGUCCACACUGCCUUGAGUUGUAUUGUCCUCUGUCAGGCCUGUAUGAACAGACAUUAUUGCUAAAGCAGACCAGCAUUGUCUUAGCCAGUGCACAUCCUGGUUAUGUUUUGGAUGAGUGUUUAGGUUUGUUGGACGCUGAGCUCAGCUGUCACAGUAUUGGAACUGGAUCACACAAACACCCCCCCCCCCCCCCACACACACACACACACGCACACACACACACAUGCACGCACACACACACACACGCACACACACACACACACACACACACACACACACACACACACACACACACACACACACACACACACACACACACACACACACACACACACAGACAGACAGACAGACAGACAGACACACAGACACACAGACACACAGACACAAAACCAGAUCAUCUGUGUGAGUCUGGAGUCCAGAACCACCGGGCUAGCCUGGGGCUCCUUCUCCUUAAACAGGCCUGCAUCCGUUUAAUUGACUCUGGCCCAAAACACAGACAUUUAUCAAAGAAAUGCAGCCCCGGAGAAUUCCCCACUCAUUUGUGGCCAGUGGCUCUGUGGGCGGGGAGAGAGAAUAUAUUAAAACUUUUUUUUAUUGCUAACAAGCAUUGUUCAAUACUGCGGAUACAUGUGCAAAACUCUAAAUACAGUUAUCACAACAACACUCUAUGUGGCAACCUGUGGAUCAUUUGUCAUUGCUUUGACACAAAAUGCAUUCAAUGACAACAUCUUUCAAAUUACAUAAAUACUUGUCUCACAAAAACACAUUUACCAACAAAACUCUAUGUAUCAUUUUACAAAUGUUAAUAUACCCUUAUCAAAACGGUUAACGGUUAGUAACAGUGAAUGUCCCAGGCCAGAGGGGUGCCAACAUCACAAUGUGUGCCGCAAUAUCCUCUGAAGGAUUGCUGUUACAUAAACCACUAAUUGGUCCAUACAACACAGAGUGCCUCAUUUCCUUCAUGGCUGACCUCUAUGGAAGGCUUUUGCCAGGUGAAGAAUGGGACAAGUCAGAAGAAAUAUGAAAACCUAGGUGAUUGUAUGGGACAAUGUGGCAUUUCACCACUCCCAUUCAGUCACAGAGUGGUUUGCAGCCCAUCCUGGGAUGGUGACACUUUUCCUCCCCCCUUACUCGCCCUUCCUCAACCCCAUAGAAUAAUUAUUUUCCUCAUGGAGGUGGAAAGUUUAUGACCACCAUCCACAUGAUCAAAUGUCACUCUUGGAUGCAAUGAAUGCAAGAUGCCUGGAUAUCUCUGCAGAAGAUUACCAGGGAUGGAUCAGGCAUGCAAAGAGAUUAUUUCCCAGGUGUAUUGCACGAGAGGCCGUACGGUGUGAUGUGGAUGAGAACUUGUGGCCCAAUGCAGCAGACAGGGUUGACUAGCAUUGUUAUAUAUCUGUUUCAUUUGGACAAUAUGCUAUGCAUAUUCAUAGUGUGUAUACACUUUUUGUUUGUUUAACGGUACUGGAUUUAUUUAUUUUUGUGUAUUUUGGAAUUACUCUGCAAAAAGCAAAAUACAGUAAUUUGCAAAAAUACAGUAAAUUGUAUUGAAGCAUAUUGCAGCCUUUCUGCUUUAUUUCUUUACAUAUCUUGCAGGACAUUCUAUACAGUACAGGUUUGCCACUCUUCUUUUGUAAAAAUGACUGUUGGUUCAUAAAAAUAUAAAAAGAUAUUAAAGACAAAUUGACACAUUUUCAAGUGGUAGCUGUUUUUAGAGUUGUGUAGGUCAUGAUACUAUGAAUGACAAAGUGUGCAUGUCGUGAGAGACUGUUAGCUUUCAUUUAGUAGAAAGAUUUGCUUUUGAGAAAUGUAGGAUGUGCAUUGCCAAGUUGCAUGUUGUUUUUAUAACUGUAUUUAGAGUUUUGCACAUGUAUCCGCAGUAUUGAACAAUGCUUGUUAGCAAUCGAAAAAAACUGUAGUCUCAGACUCCCCAAGCUUUUAUAGAGCUGAACGGGACAGAGCGUGUGGUAUGAGUGACUGGGCGUGAAUGUCGACCUGCUAGUGAACCUUAAACAACAUGAACAUUCCCUGAAAGCAAGAGCAGCCAGACCCCAGUCAGUGACAGCAGGGGUCCUUUCUGAGGCAUAAGAUCAGACAAACAAUGGGCCAUUACCGCGGGGUUAUCAGGACCCAACACCGCUAGAAAAACACGGCUCUGGACGGCCUCACAAUGGAGGGCUUGAAUUAUGUUACACUUCAUGCGCAUUAACUUGACAAGUGCUUCUGUUAAUUAUCCAUAAUUAUUGGUUAAAAAACCCACUCCUGGUUGCCAAAUUUGUCACAGAAAUAAUGGCAGAGGGUCAAGCUGUGUCAACGUGCCCCGUUUCUGCAGCCGUAAAGAUAAUCAGCUCUGGCAAUGGAAACAGUGGCUCAUAAACGUUUGACGCUGAAAAGGGCCUGUUUUUUCAACAGCUAAUGAGGGAGGUGCAUCAGACAGAGAAACAGCCCAGGCCAGCCACGGCCUGAUUGGAGGCAGAUUGAGUCAAAUGUUUGUUUUAUACAGUUCAGACCCCCUUCAAGUACCUGUCACUGCAAAUUGACCACUUACCAUUUCAGGAUGGGACCUCGUAUAAAUCACGAAUCACAGUCCCCUUGUGGUUGGGGAAGCGUAACGUCUCAGAUAGCAGUUGGGAGUUAAAGAAAGAGUGAUUGGGAGAUGGGGAGAGAUGAAGGGGGGGGGGGGGUCUUUCUUUAUCAGCAGCAGGGUAAGAUGGUAUCAGCUGUUCCUUGUUGACCCACCAAGGUCUGGGGAACAGGCUUAUCUCCUCUGGCCAGAGAGUGGGGGAGGUUUCCUGUUCAAGGUGACGUAUAGCCAGCAGCAUACUACCCUGCAUCCCUCUGCUGGCUUGCCUCUGAAGCUAAGCAGGGUCGGUCCUGGUCAGUCCCAGGAUGGGAGACCAGAUGCUGCUGUAGUGGUGUUGGAGGGCCAUUAGGAGGUGUUUUUCCUCUGGUCUAACAUUUUUUAUCGUGAUUGGGGACGUUCCUCUGUGUAGGAUGCCAUCUUUUGGAUGGGACGAUAAACGGGUGUCCUGACUCUCUGUGGUCACUAAAGAUCCCAUGGCACUUAUUGUAGGGGUGUUAAUCCUGGUGUUCUGACCAUCCAUACCAUCAUGGCCACCUAAUCAUCCCCAGCUUCCAGUUGUCUCAUUUAUUCCCCCUCCUCUCCCCUGUAACUAUUCCCCAGGUUGCUGCUGUAAAUGAGAAUGUGUUCUCAGUCAACUUACCUGGUAAAAUAAGGGAUAAAUAAAAAGCAUAGCAUAGGCCUUCCUGUCACACUGCCGUUUCGUCCUGCCUGCCUGACUGCCUUGCUCCUUAUCAGCCUGAUUGUUCCCCUCAGCAGGCAGUCUGGUUUAACUGGGCUGUAGCCCACUGCACCCUAAAAGGCCACACAAAAGCUAUGGUGUUAGUCAGAGCUCUUAGGGCUUAGUGCCUGCCCGUUCAGAGUUACACAUUGUCAAACUGUUUGGACAGCUAUCGCUGGUCCAUAGUAUCAAUCGAUGGUCCAUAGUAUAUUUUCUGGUACCCACUAAUUAAAUACAGGAAAUGAUGACAUGGCCACACAACAUCCUGCUCUAACAGUCUCCUGUCCAAUAUUCUGUACUAAUUUACAAAACUGAGUUCAUACUUUAGGUAACCUACAGCUGUUUUGUCUAGUUGAGUAAUCACUAGUUUCCUCUGUCCUGCAGGUGCACCCUUUACACUGAGCCAAUCCCAGUUCAAAUGGACGAUAAGGGGAACUACUCACACAACUGGAUUGACAGCAUAAACAACAAAACUGAACUGGUGAAAGGAAAGAACAAGGUAUGUGUAUAGUAUGGUUUUGAUCUCAUUAGAUUUGUAACAUGACACUGCUUAACAUUGCACAACUUAGUCCUCUGUAGCUCAGCUGGUAGAGCACGGCGCUUGUAACGCCAAGGUAGUGGGUUCGAUCCCCGGGACCACCCAUACACAAAAAUGUAUGCACGCAUGACUGUAAGUCGCUUUGGAUAAAAGCGUCUGCUAAAUGGCAUAUUAUUAUUAUUAUUAGAACAAUGAUUCAUGUGGGUGUACUUUUCAUAUAUGAAUCAGGUUUGAUAAAUAUACAGUAUCUGAGCAGAAAUAUAAAUUUCAAUGACAAAAUAGUUGUGCAGUACAACAAUUACUUUGAGAUUUACUGUAUGAGAAAGGGAUUUAGAGUAAAUGUCCAUAUAGAGGGCUCGGAGAGAUGAACACUGAAGUGGAAAUCUCCAUGACCGUUCUCUUUGAGAUGGCAACAUCUGAAAACAAUAAAUCUAGGCAAUCCCCAACCUCAUAUUGGCAGUGAUGCCUUGUUAUUCUAUGUUUUAUAAUGAUUAAUUCUAUCUGCAUCAAUUUAGACUUAUGUAACUGUGACCAAAAGUUAUGGAAGGAACAUCAAUAUGCAUGUAUAAUGAAAUAUAGUACAGUACAGUCUGUACAGUACAUCGUAAAAACAGUUAAUUUAUACAUUGUAAUAUAAAACAUGUACAGAGAAAAAGCUAUAUAUGGUCAAAUACAUUUAGUGUAUACCCAGUAGGCAUAUUUAUGACAAUGAAACCCACUUUAUUGUUUACGCUGCAGUAACUGCCACUAAAGCAACUCAUCUGUCAUUUCGCAUAUGCUGUCAGCAACAAACAGACCAUCAUAUCUGACAUGAUUUGCUUUUUAUUAAAAGAAGCCCCUUAGCCUUCAAUUAAGGUCAAAGCAAGUCGAGUGCCAGAACUGCCAUGAAGAAAAAGUAUUUUGGCUCUCUUCAGGGCUGCUUUCCUGAAUCAUUCGUCCAUCUGCCCCAUUAACUGAAAGACACAGUUCAUUUCACCCUGCUGGAGUGAAAAACACCCUCAGAACAAAACGCAGACCUUGGAUCUAAAGCAGCUAGGCCUGUAAAUGAUGCAGCUGCCUGGUUUUCCAGAGAGCAGCGUUUAUUCUGACAUCAGUGGAUCUUUGUCUGUUGGAACACUGAGGGCUGUGGAGCUCCUCGUAAACAGCCCAAUACAGCCAUACGGCUCAAGCCAUGCGUGUGCAGACAGCGGAGAAUGGACUUUUAUAGGUUCCCUCCUAACUCCACUGACCUCUGAAGAGAUCAGCCGUAAUCGCUGGAACUACUGAAACAACGUUUGGAAAUUGGAAUAAUUUGUUAUUUUCAUUUUUUUCAGCAUAUCUGUAUUAUUACAGCAAAGUUGAAUGUAAUGGUUAGGUAUAUGGGGACCACAAUAGGUAUGCAAAGAAUUACAAUCUUAAAAGUGUUCACCUGGGACUCCUUGACCAUAUAACCCCACAACUAUUAGUUCCUAAGUCUACAAUAGAAGUUUCUACAAUUUGCCCUGCAGUUUACUAAAAAUCACUUCUUCUCACAUAAAAUGGCCCACAUAUUGGCAUGCGUUCCCAAAGCAUACUGAACAUGGAGACUGUAUACAUUACAGCACAUGUCCUAGAGGAGCUUGUUACCAAAACCAUUCACCUCAAACGUAAUUAAGUGCAGGCCUCAACUGCUUUCCCCAAAAGCCCAUCUAUAGGAUUAGUUGAAAUCCGCCGUUCUAACAUACUGUCAAAUUGGGGCAUAAAUCUAGCCAGCAUAUAAGCAUUUCAACAGCACAAGCAAACCUACCAGCAAAGAAAAUACUGGUAAUAAUGAGUCAUUACUCAAACACGUAUGCUGGUGUAGUAAAUCUUAUGAAACUGUAUUUCUCCAGCUUUCCCCUAUAGGAGAUUUGUGAAGGUGUUUCCCCCUCUGAUGAUGCAUGGUUGAUGGGAUUUCGAAUCAUGCUAAUGGUAUACUUACUGUAAAGAAUGGGAAUCAUGCUAAUGGUAUACUUACUGUAAAGAAUGGGAAUCAUGCUAAUGGUAUACUUACUGUAAAGAAUGGGAAUCAUGCUAAUGGUAUACUUACUGUAAAGAAUGGGAAUCAUGCUAAUGGUAUACUUACUGUAAAGAAUGGGAAUCAUGCUAAUGGUAUACUUACUGUAAAGAAUGGGAAUCAUGCUAAUGGUAUACUUACUGUAAAGAAUGGGAAUCAUGCUAAUGGUAUACUUACUGUAAAGAAUGGGAAUCAUGCUAAUAGAAUACAGUGCAUUCGGAAAGUAUUCAGACCCCAUUUUUUUUGGUUACAGCCUUAUUCAAAAAUUGAAGAUGUUUUACCCCUCAUCAAUCUAUACACAAUACCCCAUAAUGACAAAUUAAAAACAGGUUUGUAGAUUUCUUUGCUAAUUUAUUAAAAAUAAACAACUGAAAUAUCACAGUAAGUAUUUACAUAAGUAUUCAGACCCUUUACUUAGUACUUUGUUGAACUACCUUUGGCAGCGAUUACAGCCUCGAGUCUUAUUGGGUAUGACACUACAAGCUUGGCACACCUGUAUUUGGGGAGUUUCUCCCAUUCUUCUCUGCAGAUCCUCUCAAGCUCUGUCAGGUUGGAUGGGGAGCGUCGCUGCACAGCUAUUUUCAGAUCUCUCCAGAGAUGUUCGAUCGGGUUCAAGUCUGGGCUCUGGCUGUGCCACUCAAGGACAUUCAGAGACUUGUCCCGAAGCCACUCCUGCAUUGUCUUGGCUGUGUGCUUAGGGUUGUUGUCCUGUUGGAAGCUGAACCUUCACCCCAGUCUGAGGUCCUGAGCGCUCUGGAGCAGAUUUUCAUCAAGGAUCUCUCUGUACUUUGCUCCGUUCAUCUUUUCCUCGAUCCUGACUAGUCUCCAAGUCCCUGACGCUGAAAAACAUCUCCACAGCAUGAUGCUGCCACCACCAUGCUUCGCCGUAGGAAUGGUGCCAGGUUUCCUCCAGACGUGAUGCUUGGCAUUCAGGCCAAAGAGUUCAAUCUUGGUUUCAUCAGACCAGAGAAUCUUGUUUCUCAUGGUCUGAGAGUCCUUUAGGUGCCUUUGGCAAACUCCAAGCGGGCUGUCAUGUGCCUUUUACUGAGGAGUGGCUUCCUUCUGGCCACUCUACCAUAAAGGCCUGAUUGGUGGAGUGCUGCAUAGAUGGUUGUCCUUCUGGAAGGUUCUCUCGUCUCCACAGAGGAACUCUGGAGCUCUGUCAGAGUGACCAUCGGGUUCUUGGUCACCUCCCUGACCAAGGCCCUUCUCCCCCGAUUGCUCAGUUUGGCUGGGCGGCCAGCUCUAGGAAGAGUCUUGGUGGUUCCAAACGUCUUCCAUUUAAGAAUGAUGGAGGCCACUGUGUUCUUGGGCACCUUCAAUGCUGCAGAAUUUUUUUGAUACACUUCCCCAGAUGUGUGCCUCGACACAAUCCUGUCUCGGAGCUCUACUGACAAUUCCUUCAACCUCAUGGAUUGGUUUUUGCUCUGACAUGCACUGUCAACUGUGGGACCUUAUAUAGACAGGUGUGUGCCUCCUGAGCUCAAUUUCAAGUCUCAUAGCAAAGGGUCUGAAUACUUAUGUAAAUAAGGUAUUUCUGUUUUUUAUUUGUAAUACAUUUGCAAAGAUUUCUAAAAACCUGUUUUUGCUUUGUCAUUAUGGGGUAUUGUGUGUAGAUUGAUGAGGAUUUGUUUUUAUUGAAUCCAUUUUAGAAUAAGGCUGUAACGUAACAAAAUGUGGAAAAUGCACUGUACAUUCUGUAAAGAACAGGACUCAUGCUGAUGGUAUGCAUACAGUAAAGAACAGGAAGGCCCACACACUGUUUAUGCUCCCAAUUCACCGCUUUAUUGACUACGUAUCGAUCCAAAACUGAUCUCCUUCAGGUACAUACUGUACACACCUAGUAAUAGAGGGCUUAGGCCUCAUUCACUUCCAACGCAACCAAUCUCUGAUUGACAUAAAUAGGAAGACACUCCUUAUUUACCUGUGUUUUAUAGGGGUGAGGACUAAGGGUCAGUGAUAACAAGCACCGGUUUGUUGGGAGAUAAUUAUUUUCUGUCACCCCACAUAAAUCGCUGUUCUCCGUGAAUGAGAGUAGAGUGUUAAUCAGGUUUGCAGGGCCAGCCUCAGAGGGGCUCCUGGUGGAGAGGGGGACCGACCGGGCUGGGUCACAGCACCAGGGAAGGAGGGAGGAGAGAGGCAUGGGCCCUCCCUGGGGUCACAGUGCAUCUGGUCAGGUCACCACUUAGGGACAGAGUACACUUGUUGAAACGACUGUUUUCCAGCUCACGUUACAUCGUCAUGAGUAAUGAAAGUAACAACACCACACAACUACUCCAUCAGUGCUCUGACCAAUGUCAUAACGACUCGGGGUAGACAACUUAACACAACUUUUAAGUAGCUUUUCCAUCCAAACAUGUUUACACAGCGCACACUCACAAUAUGAGCUGCAACAUUGAAACCAUAUUAAAAGAGUGAAAAUGUGUCACACACAGUCCAGUCUCAUGGCUAAAGCCCUGUUUCUGAGGGGCAGAGCACAAUGACGCUAGAAACCCAGGAAGUUGACACCACCCAGACAAUACAGCCACAGCAUUCAGCACCUUUGAUGUAGCUGCUCUGAAAACAGAUGUUGUUCUGAACACAAAACAGAACCCCACGCGAUCUGGCCCCUUGCCCAAAUCGUACUUAGUGUUGUGUCUACUUAAGCCAUUAAACGGGUUCCAAUCCAACGGUGAUAGAAUCGAGUGUGGCAUUGUAAAUGCUCUUCAGGAAAUGACACGGCGGGCCAGGCACUCUUUCUGUGGAGCUGUGCUGCGGGGUCCAGAUGUAUCCUUCCAUUAUUGUGAUGAGAGUAUAAAACAGGCUCGGCCUAAGGCAGACCUCUGACACACUCACUAAUGGCAAAUAGCCACUCUGAUGUUGAUGGAAAAUCUGCUGGGGUAUUUCAAAAGACAUUGUGUCAGUGCGUAUGGAUUGAGGUAUAAUGAAUCUUAUGCCAACCUGAACAUUUUUCAUUUAACCUUUAUUUAUACAGGUUAGUCUCAUUGAGAUAAAAUCUAUUUUGAAGGAUAUAUAGUGUACAGCAUUUGCUGGCUGUACUGUAGAUCUAAUGAUUGGCUUAUUCACUCUCCUCCAUAGACUGUGAGUACGCUAGUGGUGGGGGCGGCUAACGUCACGGGGAUCUACUCCUGUGCGGCCCAGAACAAACUUGGCACCCGUACACUGAAAACCCCCUUCUAUGUGGACGGUAAGUGGGUCAACUUAACACUACACAACGUGGGGAGUUGAUUGAAAGAACAACAUUGGAUAUUUUUUAUACAGCAUAAGGCGAAAUUACAAGCAGAAAUGCUCGAGUGGUUUUUAUUUUUACGGGCCAGGCAUACAGUGUAACUGUGACAUACAUGAAGUUUCGCUUCCAGUGACCACACAUAUGCACUGUAAUGAAUUGCGUGGCAAGCGCAAGAAUGCACAGAUUGUACUGUGCAAUAAAGAUUGCAGAUGGAGGCAUUAAUUUAAACCAUCUUCCUCUGGAGCAGGCAGGCUUCAGGACUGAACGGAAGAGGCAAACAUGUCCUGGGCCAUAUGGUGCAGUCUAAUACCGCAAGUUUAAAAACAGCUCUGAGCGUACACUGGAGCGCCGGCAGGCCAUUUCUCUUCUUUUUGGAGCCUGCUGCUGCAUGAAUCAUUUUUUUAUGCAUCUGAACAGUUCCAAAUGUUCAUGAAAUGAAAAUUCCAUCUAGUCCAGUUAUGUAAUGACAGGAGAAAUCAGCUGUCAGGUCACGCAAGCAGUCAUAACAGUGGAACAUUUUGAAAACCUGGACGUUUUUUAAGUUGAAAACUGAUUGAUUGUAAUUGGGAAUGGUGGUGACACUAUGAUUGGGGACACAGCUGAUGAUGCCAAACUCUGAGGAUCCGGAUGAGAAUAAGACAAUUCCCUAGAGGAAGUGCUGCAAUGUGCCACCAUUCCAGAGGUGGAGAUCGAGAGCACUGGAAUGCUACUGAAAAAGAGGACGGCAGAAUUGUAAUAACAGCUGUCUUCUCUUACGGAACACAGAAUGCUUUCCAGUGUUCUGAAUAAACAAACUCAGUCUGGCUCCCCCAAGGCCGACCCCGGCCUGAUUCCUAUUGCACUGCUGUAGGCUGAACAGCAGCGCUGCUCACCGCACACCGCCAACGUGCUUCCAAUUAACAGUGAUGAAACAGGAAAUAACUGCAAAUUUGGCAUUCCAGGUGUGGUGAUGCACAGCUUGAUGUUUCAGAGAUGUUCUUUCCCAGAAUAGGACAGCUUCAGUGUCUAUUUCGCUGAGAGGAGAGGGUUACAGGCAGUAACAAAGAUGCUCUUGUAACCCACUUGCACACUGUACAAUAAUCUAACCCAUGCUUAUGCAUUUACUAGGCACCCAAAUGGGGUGUCCUCCCCCACAAAAAGAAAUGCUCUAACACUCCUAAUGACCUGAUGUGUUUUUUCCCUCUCCCCCACCAGAUCACCCUCAGCACCUGGCCAUCGAGCCCCAGACUGCCAUCGAGGGUGAUGACGUUACUCUGACCUGCAGGGGGACUCGGUACCUGUACACAGACCUGCAGUGGAAGGACCCUCAGAACUACACCAUCACCAACAACGUCACGGCCCUGCAGCUCAGCCCCUACUCUAUCUCUCUCUCCCUAAGCCUGCACAAUGUGUCCAGGAAUCACACAGCAGGCUACCAGUGCUGGGCGCGCAACAUCCACAACAAGAAAGUCAUAGUCAAGACUGUGCUGACAGUGCAUGGUGAGGAAGUGACAGGGAGAACAUUGCCUGCUGGGUGUUCAAUGAGGUCUCUAACAGAACAGUAAUUGCAUGUUAUAGGGGUAUUGCCAAACUCUUUCUGAGAAUAAUAUGUUUGUAUUACAUCGUAUUUUGGGUUAAAAAGUGCCUGCUCCUGGAUAUAAUCCCACUCAUGAUUAUGAAAUUCAGUUGAGAGAUGAGAUUAGCUGAGGAAAAUCUUGAAUAGAAGAGUGAUCUAAUUCAGAUAUGCUUUUGUGAUUGAAACAGAGAGGAAGAGGCCGUGGCUGAGACAGAACCUGACCAAUCAGGAUGUAAACAGCAGCAGUACACUGACUAUGGCCUGCUACGCCCUGGGAGUGCCGCCACCCUACAUCACCUGGUACAAAGACAACCUACCAGUACAAGAGGGUCCAGGUAAGAACAGCUGGAAAUGACUCAGGAUUAGGGGCCCUGAGGUUUCCCUGGUUGGGUCACAUGAUCAGCAAAAUCUCCUGGGCCUACUCGUUGCUGAAUUGCUCAACCAUAUUAGUAAUUUCCUCCAUAGAAUCUGAGUUGUAGACUUCAUGCUGUGUUCCAGGUAUUACUCUGAGGGAUGAUGGGGUGCUGACGAUCGAGAGAGUGAAGAAAGACGAUGAGGGCUUGUACGAGUGUCUGGCCAGCAACGAUGAGGGAAGUGUGAAGGCCAGCGCUGUCGUCACUGUCGUGGGUGAGUCACUUACCUCUUUAUUUCCAUCAUAAUGGUCUUGACGAUAAUCUGAUGCAACCAAUUACCUUCAGAAGUCACAUAAUUAGUUAAAUAAAGUCCACCUGUGUGCAAUCUAAGUGUCACAUGAUCUGUCACAUGAUCUCAGUAUAUAUACACCUGUUCUGAAAGGCCCCAGAGUCUGCACCACCACUAAGCAAGGGGCACCACCAAGCAAGCGGCACUAUGAAGACCAAGGAGCUCUCCAAAGAGGUCAGGGACAAAGUUGUGGAGAAGUACAGAUCAGGGUUGGAUUAUAAAAAAAUAUCCGAACAUCCCACGGAGCACCAUUAAAUCCAUUAUAAAAAAAUGGAAAGAAUAUGGCACCACAACAAGCCUGCCAAGAGAGGGCCGCCCACCAAAACUCACGGACCAGGCAAGGAGGGCAUUAAUCAGAGAGGCAACAUGUCACGAUCGUCGGGAACAGAGGACCAAUGCGCAGCGUUAUUUGCGAACAUAUUUAUUAAAUAAAGAUCACACGAACAAAAACAACAAAACGAUAACGUGACGUCCUUGGAUCAAACACAACCUACUUGGAACAAGAUCCCACAAACACUGUGGGAAAACUGGCUGCUUAAGUAUGGUUCUCAAUCAGAGACAACAAGCAACAGCUGAUACACGUUGCCUCUGAUUGAGAACCACACUGGCCAACAUAGAAAUACAAUACUAGAAUGGAAAACAAAGAGCACAAAACAUACACUCUACACACCCUGGCUCAACAUAAAAGAGUCCCUAGAGCCAGGGCGUGACAGUACCCCCCCCCAAAGGCGCGGACUCCGACCGCGCCAACCAAACACCACAGGGGAGGGACCGGGUGGGCACCCCCGCCUUGGCGGCGGAUCCGGCUCCGGGCAUGAUCCCCACUCCCUCUCUAACCCCCCAAAGUACCCCUGGUCCGGUCUGGCCCUGCUGGCCAGAGCUGGACUGAACACUGGUGGAGCGGAUUGCUCUAGCUCCGGAGUGGAGCAGCUGACCGGUACCGGACCAGGCACCGGUGGAACAGGCACGGGCUGUGCCGGACUGACGACGCACACCACUGGCUUGGUGUGGGGAGCAGGAACAGGCCGAGCCGGGCUGGCGACGUGCACCAUAGGCUUGGUGCGGGGAGCAGGAGCGGGCCGGACCGGGCUGACGAAGCGCACCACUGACUUGGUGCAGAGAGCAGGAAUGGACCGGGCCGGGCUGGCGACGCGCACCACUGACUUGGUGCGGGGAGCAGGAACAGGCCGGGCCGGGUUGGCGACGCGCACCCUAGGCUUGGUGCGGGGAGCAGGAACAGGCCGGACCGGGCUGACGAAGCGCACCAUAGGCUUGGUGCGGGGAGCAGGUACAGGCCGGGCCAGGCUGGCAACGCGCACCAUAGGCUUGGUGCGGGGAGCAGGAACGGGCCGGACCGGGCUGACGAAGCGCACCACUGACUUGGUGCGGGGAGCAGGAACGGGCCGGACCGGGCUGACGAAGCGCACCACUGACUUGGUGCGGGGAGCAGGAGCGGGCCGGGCCGGGCUGGCGACGCGCACCAUAGGCUUGGUGCGGGGAGCAGGAACAGGCCGGGCCGGGCUGGCGACGCGCACCAUAGGCUGGGUGCGUGGAGCAGGAACAGGCCGGGCCGGGCUGACGUCAUGCACCACAGGCUCGAUGCGAGGAACAGGAACAGGCCGGACCGUACUGGGGACACACACCACUGGCCCUACGCAGGGAUCAGGAACGGGCCGGACCGGACUGGUAACACACCCCAGUACCUCUCGCCGUGCCUCUACACUUUCCCUCUCCUCUGUGACCAGUGGCCCCCUUAACCUGGCGGCCUCCUCUGCAAACCCGCUGGACCGCUCCAUCGCGGCCUCCUGCUGCCCUGUCGUCCACGGCGUGAGCCCCCCCCUAAAAAAUUUCUGGGUGUCUCUCCUCCCCGUGGACCAAGCCUCCCUAUCUCUCGCCAGACUCUUCCUCCACUGCUCCAAAGUCCAACCACUCUGCUCUUCAUUUGGCUUGGCCCAGUCGAGACUCUUCCUCCACUGCUCCCAAGUCCACCCUCUCUGCUCUUCACUAGGCUUGACCCAGUCGAGGUUGCCACGGAGAUCCGCUAGCGAUUCCCCUGGCGAUGGCUCCUGGACACGCUGCUUGGUCCAGUUUUGGUGGGAUCUUCUGUCACGAUCGUCGGGAACAGAGGACCAAUGCGCAGCGUUAUUUGCGAACAUAUUUAUUAAAUAAAGAUCACACGAACAAAAACAACAAAACGAUAACGUGACGUCCUUGGAUCAAACACAACCUACUUGGAACAAGAUCCCACAAACACUGUGGGAAAACUGGCUGCUUAAGUAUGGUUCUCAAUCAGAGACAAGAAGCAACAGCUGAUACACGUUGCCUCUGAUUGAGAACCACAUUGGCCAACAUAGAAAUACAAUACUAGAAUGGAAAACAAAGAGCACAAAACAUACACUCUACACACCCUGGCUCAACAUAAAAGAGUCCCUAGAGCCAGGGCGUGACACAACAAAGAGACCAAAGAUAACCCUGAAAGAGCUGCAAAGCUCCACAGCGGAGAUUGGAGUAUCUGUCCAUAGGACCACUUUAAGCUGUACACUCCAAAGAGCUGGGCUUUACAGAAGAGUGGCCAGAAAAAGCCAUUGCUUAAAGAAAAAAAAUAAGCAAACACGUUUGGUGUUCGCCAAAAGGCAUGUGGGAGACUCCCCAAACAUAUGGAAGAAGGUACUCUGGUCAGAUGAGACUAACAUUGAGCUUUUUGGCAAUCAAGGAAAAAGCUAUGUCUGGCGCAAACCCAACACCUCUCAUCACCCUGAGAACACCAUCCCAUGUUUUUCAUCGGCAGGGACUGGGAAACUGGUCAGAAUUGAAGGAAUGAUGGAUGGUGCUAAAUACAGGGACAUUCUUGAGGGAAACCUGUUUCAGUCUUCCAGAGAUUUGAGACUGAGGUGGAGGUUCACCUUCCAGCAGGACAAUGACCCUAAGCAUACUGCUAAAGCAACACUCGAAUGGUUUAAGGGGAAACAUUUAAAUGUCUUGGAAUGGCCUAGUUAAAGCCCAGACCUCAAUCCAAUUGAGAAUCUGUGGUAUGACUUAAAGAUUGCUGUACACCAGCGAAACCCAUCCAACUUGAAGGAGCUGGAGCAGUUUUGCCUUGAAGAAUGGGCAAAAAUCCCAGUGGUUAGAUGUGCCAAGCUUAUAGAUACAUACCCCAAGAGACUUGCAGCUGUAAUUGCUGCAAAAGGUGGCUCUACAAAGUAUUGACUUUGGGGGGGGGGUGGGGUGAAUAGUUAUGCACGCUCAAGUUUUCUGUUUUUUUGUCUUAUUUCUUGUUUGUUUCUCAAUAAAAAAUAUUUAGCAUCUUCAAAGUGGUAGGCAUGUUGUGUAAAUCAAAUUAUACAAACCCCCCCAAAAUCCAUUUUGAUUCCAGGUUGUAUGGCAACAAAAUAGGAAAAAUGCCAAGGGGGGUGAAUACUUUCGCAAGCCACUGUAUCAUUUUGUAUACAUUUUUCAAGAAUCAUAGAAAACACUAAAUUCCUCGGUGAACAACAGUUGACUAAUUGUUCCUGUGAUGUCCUUCCAGGUGAUGAGGGGAAGGCCAACAUUGAGGUGAUCGUCCUGGUGUGUACAGGAGCUGCUGCAACCUUCCUCUGGCUCAUGCUCAUCCUCUUCAUCCGCAAGCUGAGGAAGGUAACAAGAGAUCUCCCUGCAAUCACAGCUAGUUCUCUACUCUCUGUCUCACUCUUCUUGACUGUGAAGACAUUUGAGAGUGUAAGCUGUUUGGAUACUGCACUGGGGACUUGAAUCACCAUUCAUUUUUCACUAGGUUAAUUUAACCACAGCAUAAUGCCAUUAAAAAACAAUAAUUUUUUGUAACAAUGUGCAGACAGCAUGCCCUUCUCAAGACCUAUUCAAACAUCCACACUACAUUUUUGAGGUUUUUGUAUGUGAGCUUCAGGAGUGGAGUGCAAUCUCGCUAUACAGAUUUUGUCAACUGCGAUCACUGAAAUGUGUCUUGCGAAAUGCAGUUUAAUUGGGUGGGAUAAUUUUAGCUUGAUGUUUGCGAUUUCCACAUUUCCUGGCAUUGGAAAAGUUAUGAGCUCGUGUUUGUGUGUAUGACAAGAAAGUAGAGAACAUGCCUCAACAGUCCUAAGACAAUAGAAGUAGCUACAGUAAUAUUACAGCAAUGGCACAGUCAUGGUAGAGCAUGUGCUCUUGUCCUUUAGUUAACAUGAAAAUAAAUCAUGUUUGAUUUCACAUACUUACUGUACAUGAGCUCCAUCACCAUUUUCUUCUCCCUCUUCCCCCCCCCCUUCCAGUCUGUGGAUUAUAAGAUGGGUCCAUCCAUCAUCAUCGACCCAGACGAAUUUCCUCUGGACGAGCAGUGUGAACUCCUGCAGUACGACAGCAGCAAGUGGGAGUUUCCCAGAGACCGCCUCAGACUGGGUGAGUAACUUACUACACCAUACAGCACUGGUAGGGUCUAAGAAGUCACUCACCAUGACGACGCUGUAACUCAAAGGCCUUUAGGCACCAUGAAGGGGCACCUACUGUAAGUGUAUUUAUUUGUUCACCCUACACUUCACAUCAACAGGUUAAUGUAAUUUUGAUGAGGUGUCACCCAUAACUCUGUGUCCUCUUAAACUGUGCGACCCUGUUUGCCCAUUACAUUGAAAUAUAGUCCCAGAGAGGAUGGUAUGUGGCAGAAGUGUCACCCCCCUGUGAAGAGGGUGUAGCGUCGUUAGUGUCCUGGUCUUAACGGCACUAUAUAUCCUCUGGAGGAGCGCUUCACGGGCCCAGUGGUCAGAACCUCAGCAGGUUGUUGUAGCCCUUUCCUGCAGUCAAUGACAAAAAGCGCCCUCUUUGGCCUCAUUGGUGGAAUGGUAUUAAUAUUUUUCUUAAUUAAAUAAUGAAAAAUGAUUCUUAUUUUUUUACAUACGAAGAUCCGAGUCUUCUGUGAUGUAUAUAACGUGUAAUAUUGGGAUUCAAACUCAAAAUUGAAUACAUUUCAACUCUACAGUAUAUCUGACAUGGUACAGGUGUCUUCUUUUUUUUAAGCCCAUAACCAUGUGUGUGAGGUGUAUACUUUUGUUUCAAAGUAGAUUUGUUUCAAUGUAGACCAAGAAUCACUCUGUGUGACCCUGAUUUAGCCCACUGCAGUAAAAGGUUAAUUACAGGUCCAUAUCUCCCCUGACAGGGAACCCAACCUGAUUUACUUAACUCACUGGCCUCUCUCUUUCUCUCUCUCUCUCUCUCUCUCUCUCUCUCUCUCUCUCUCUCUCUCUCUCUCUCUCUCUCUCUCUCUCUCUCUCUCUCUCUCUCUCUCUCUCUCUCUCUCUCUCUCUCUCUCUCUCUCUGUUCCAGGCAAAACUCUGGGCCAUGGAGCCUUCGGGAAAGUGGUGGAGGCUUCUGCUUUUGGGAUCGACAAGCUCUCGACCUGCAAGACUGUGGCCGUCAAAAUGCUGAAAGGUAUGGUAGAGGCAUUAUUAUCAAGACUUUCAUCUGAAAACGUAAUAUAUGCUCAUUAACAGUACUCUCACGUCAUUUCUGUUGGAAAACUAUGCUGAAAAGUGAUACAGGUUGUUUUCCACAUGGCUUCCUUUCGCUCCCACCUGGUGGAAAUGGUACUGAUGAAGGUGCUCCUCUCCUAAUGCAGGUGGACAGGCCUACAGUAUAAACACAACAGCCAUUGUUCUGAGUGUAACAGAUGUAAAACAGCCAUCUGUCACUUCAGUAGAUGAUUUGGUUUCUCGUGCAUGAUAUGAAAUCAAAAGCUGUGAUAGCGCGUGUGUGCAAUUAACAGUUGCGCACGGGGUAUUCGUUCAAAGUAGGCGUGUGAUAGCUGCUUCUCACAGACUGUUUGGCCUGAGCGAGACUAAGACCUUGGUGUACCUGAUGAGGAUGGCAGUCUGCAGAUAUGACAGGAAUCAGGAAAGCAUUCCACUUGGGUCCAAGAUUUGCAGGUGAUGAAAAGUUUAAAAGUGUAAGGUACAAAUUAUGCAUCAACAAAAAAUAUGCACGUCAAACCUUAUUAAUGAUUGUAACUCUGAUGUUUUUUUAGAUACACAAACAAUUGAAAACAACGACUCCCCUCUUCUUUCCCCACAUAAGAUUUAUGGUCACCAUAACUUACAGCCACAUUUCACAAUCUUUCUAAAUCUGGCAGAACAUAUUUAUUCCAUCGAAAUGGAAACAGCGAAAAGCAAUGUGGAAGAAGAGAGACUCCAGAAGCAAGAGAGACUGUCCAAGGGAUUUGGCCGAGUGAUCUUAGCAGAGUAAUAAUUUCAGCCCAACAUCACUGGCUGUAUCCCCUUAGGGUCGAAGUGGUCAAACUAACUUUCCACUUGGCUCUGUUGGGAUGGUCAACUCUAACUCUGUAGACUAAUGGGACCAUGGCUGGAUAGUGAUGGUGUUGUGAUAGAUCUAGAUACAUGAUAAAUCAGGCCAUUUGUUAGAUAUUUCCGUCAGUGUCACAGCAUUAAUCAUCCCCUUCCAUUAAUCACAGAGGAACCAAGCGCACCGGCUGGCUGCUGCUCCGCUGCUCUGCUCCAGGAACCCCAGGUCAAACGUAAUGAAAAGCAGCUCACUUCCUUAAACUGACCCUCCGAGGGGUGGUUUGAGACUCACCGUCAGUCAGCUCCAGCUUCCAGAGCAGGCUGGGACCACUGUGAUGAGCCAACAUAAGACAGAGCAGAAGUACAGACCCAAAACUCAGCUCAACUCUCAUGUUCUCCAUUCAUUAUUUAAAUUCAAGUCAUUGAUUCAUUAUUAAAAUCGACUAAAAUCCCUGUUAGAGUAAACCACAUCCAGGGAGUCAGUGAUGGAUAAGAGCAAGAAUAUUUCGCACCAUUUUGUUCAGUCGAUGUUUUCAUUUUGUUUAUCAGUUAGGGACAUCAUUGUUUACUACCAUUGCUAACUCCAACCAACUGUGGCCAGAUGAGCUUUUCAGAUAAUGAAAGAGAGAGACAUUACACAGGCUCAUUGGACGCAUUAGGCUGCCACCCAACAUUGACUAGUAUUCCACAGUCUUUGAGAUCAACGUAGCAGAGAGGUUGACUUAUGGUUGACCAUUCAUCUUUGGCGUCGAUGGCACCCCAAAAAGGACCAGUCACUUUGAUGGUGUUUAGUUUAUUUGGUUAAUAAUAACCCUCCAUCUGACCUCAUAGCGUGCCUGACACAGAUAUCUGCCUCUUAUUUGAUGUGUAGAGUAGAUAUACAACUGAGAAAAACAACAGCAUUAUCUGUUCUUGGAUAGAAUAAUGUUCACAGUCAACAGUUAAAUUGUCUCUCUAUGUGUGCUGCAGGGUUUAUUUUGAUGUAAUGUAUGGCUGUGCUUUGGGUUGUGCCCUCUUGUAUGCGAGUAUCUGUUUGAAUGUGAGAGAAGGCGGAUGUUUAUUUUUUAAUUUAUAUAUAUUCCCAUGUUAACUUAAUUUAUUUCCUGCCAUUAUCUUUGCAUACCAUCUUAACCUGGCACAUUGAAUGUUCUCAUGUAGAGGAUCUUAUUAUCUUAUAUGAAACAUUCCUUGCCUAUCUUAAAUCUCCUCCACAUGUAUCAAAUCUGUUCUUUAUUUUACAUCUAUACUGUUUGGUUUCCAGACGUCCAUGAACAUACAUCAGUUGGAGUAAUCUUAAACAAAGCUAAAUAACUUAGAUGAAAAUUUUAUUUAAAGUCAAAAUGCAUCCACACUUUUGUAAUGUCUGCACCUGUUGUAUUCGGCGCAUGUGGCCAAUAACAUUUGAUUUGAUUUGAUUUGAAAUGGUCUGUGUGUUUUUGUUGUAACAGGAGGAGCUACGACAAAUGAGCGCAAGGCUCUGAUGUCAGAGCUGAAGAUCCUGAUCCACAUUGGUCAUCAUUUGAACGUGGUCAACCUGCUGGGAGCCUGCACCAAGCCUGGAGGUGAGAGAGAGAGAGACAGGACAGGGUUAACUCUAUGGUCAAACUUAGCCACACUGAAUGACUUGUGAAUUAAAUGUAUAAAUUGCUGGAAUCUCCAAGAAAAUCCUUCAUGAUUUCAACACACUGUUUUCACAGUUUAUGAGUCAUUACUUGUUAAUCAUUUUCUUUGAAUUCUGUGUUUCUUUCUUCUCAGGGCCAUUGAUGAUGAUAGUGGAGUACUGCAAAUAUGGAAACUUGUCAAACUACUUGAGAAGCAAGAGGGCUGAUUUCAUCGUUUAUAAGGUAAAUCAGGACCUCCAUGACUGAAGCUUUCAGAAAUCUGCAUUCUCAGUCAACCUAUUCAAAAGCAUUCAUGAUUUAGUCUAUGUCUCAACCUAAUAGGAAAAGCCCAGAUUGUCAGCAGAGCCGCAUUCUAAAGGUUUGCAUCUGUAUCUCGUGUGUGUCUUGUCAGAGCCAGGACAGUGAGGUGGUGACGUCGGGGUCGGGCUGUGACCUCAGCGAGCUCAUCAAGCGGCGCCUGGAGAGCGUGGCAAGCACCGGAAGCUCGGCCAGCUCCGGCUUCGUGGAAGAUAAGAGCUACUGUGACUCAGAGGAAGAGGAGGAAGGUAAACUAAAGGAGCCAACGGCGUCUUCCUUCCCCUCACCUCCACCCCACCCUCCCCCUGAUUGUUUUCUUCCCUGGGCCUGAUGGGACAUUUCCUCCUCCUGUUCAUAAUUGCAAUCGAUAGAACAGAACCCCAGGCUGACACCCACUGGGCCUGGAUGAGAAGGAGGAAUGGAGGAGAAGGCCUCUGUUGACUUCCUCCUCUGACAGGAGUGUUUGUCUGGUCCUGGCGUAUCGGACAUUUCGUUUUGUGAUGUGUUAUUUCUGGUGUGAUUAAAUAUUUACUCAGGUGGGAUGGUGGAAGGAGUCCUCUGGGUUCCUCCACAAACCCCCCCUGCUGUCACACUGCACCGAUAUCACACGUCUCACCCCAUAUCUAAAAUAACACCAAGCAUCCUCUCCUGUCUUUGAAGGAUGUUUUUAAUAAGACAGAGACUGUAGGUGGAUGAAUGAACCGUACUGUACGUGACAAAAGGUGUUUUGAUGAUGGCAUGUUGCAGGUUUUUUUGUGUGGGAGGCUUACAUACAAAAUAUAUAUGGAGUUGUUGAUCAUGCAUGUAUACAUGUGUAUUGUGCAUAAUUAAUGUUACACCAUACUAAAUCAUGUUUAUGAAAAUAGCUUGUAUUCAUUACUGCUUUAUGUUUUGUUUUACCCUCAGAGCCAGAGGAUCUGUACAAGAGAGUGCUGACGAUGGAAGAUUUGAUUUGCUACAGUUUCCAAGUUGCAAAAGGCAUGGAGUUCCUGGCUUCACGCAAGGUAUGCACUUCCUCUAGGCAAAUUACUGUAUCAAAAUCAAUUUGUUUGCGAAAGGCAGUCUGGUAAGACACAUGUUGCUGUUUCUAAUCCACUAAUACCAGUUUAUAAAGCUUUAUUCUGUCCAGUUGACUUUAAUAAAAUGCUGUUGUAUUUUGACAGCUGGGGAAGUUGUUUUUGUUCACCUUUUUCAUUCAUAGUAAACUAUGUUCCCUGUGAGUCUAUUGGCAUAUUGACUAUAAUCAGUCUAAAGCUCAUUCACAUUUAAAAGUCAGUCACAAGCUCUGGGAGAGCAGAUGAGACUAAUUAGUGAACCGAUUGCUGUAACUAUCCCCAUUAGAGAGAAGGGCUUAACCUGGAUAUGGAACACUUCACAUCAGAAUAUCACUGAUGACUGUUCCAUAUAGUUGUCUUAGCUGACAUGCACAGGGCCAUGAGUGUUUCCUGUAAGGUCACAUGGUCAGGAAAUAGUCCUGGGUCUAGCCAUGCAUUAUCACAUUAGGCUGAAGCUUAACUUGAGAUAUCUCCACAUAACUCAAACUUUCAUGUAAAGUCAUGCAUUGAUGUCAAUCCUAAUCAUAUCGUAUGUUUUUUCUUCUUUUCGUUAGUGUAUUCAUCGUGACCUGGCUGCAAGAAACAUCUUACUGUCGGAGAAUAAUGUUGUGAAGAUUUGCGAUUUUGGACUGGCCAGAGACAUCUACAAAGACCCAGACUACAUUCGCAAAGGAGAUGUUAGUAGCUGCAACAUACUGUACUACUAUUAAUCUGACAUAAUAAGUACAUUAUAUAUGUGAUGAAAUGCACCAAUGACUUGACGAUUACCGCCUGUUGUGUGAAAGAGACCAGAGACUGUAACUUGACUACCAUCAUUCAAGAAAACUCAGCUUGAUGGAAAAGGACAAUAACAGUGGUCUGUUACCACCGACUUGGCAAAAACUACAGCGCCUUCAGAAAGUAUUCAUACCCCUUGACUUAUUCCACAUUUUGUUGUGAUACAGCCUGAAUUCAAAAUGGAUUCACACAAUACCCCACAUUUAUUGAAAAUGAAGUACAGAAAUAUCUAAUUUACAUAAGUAUUCAGACGCCUGAGUCAAUACAUGUUAGAAUCACCUUUGGCAGCAAUUACAGCUGUGAGUCUUUCUGGGUAAGUCUGUAAGAGCUUUGCACACACCUGGAUUGUACAAUAUUAUUUUCAAAAUUCUUCAAGCUUUGUCAAAUUGGUUGUUGAUCAUUGCUACACAGCCAUUUUCAAGACUUGCCAUAGAUUUUCAAGCAGAUUUAAGUAGAAACUGUAACUCAGCCACUCAGGAACAUUCACUGUCUUCUUGAUAAGCAACUCCAGUGUAGAUUUGGCCUUGUGUUUUAGGUUAUUGUCCUGCUGAAAGGUGAAUUCAUCUCCCAGUGUCUGGUAGAAAGCAGACUGAACUAGGUUUUCCUCUAGGAUUUUGCCUGUGCUUAGCUCCAUUCUGUUUCUUUUUUAUCCUGAAAAACUCCCCAGUCCUUAACGAUUACAAGCAUACCCAUAACAUGAUGCAGCCACCACUAUGCCUGAAAAUAUGGAAAAUGGUGUUGUAUUGGAUUUGCCCCAAACAUAACACUUUGUAUUCAGGACAAAAUGUUUUUUGCUUUGCCACAUUUUUUGCAGUAUUACUUUAGUAAUAUAUAUUUUUAUUCUGUACAGGCUUCCUUCUUUUUACACUGUCAAUUAGUUUAGUAUUGUGGAGUAACUACAAUGUUGUUGAUCCAUCCUCUGUUUUCUCCUAUCACAGCCAUUCAACUCUUUAACUGUUUUAUAGUCACCAUUGGCCUCUUGUUGAAAUCCCUGAGCGGAGUUAGGAAGGAUGCCUAUAUCUUUGUAGUGACUGGGUGUAUUGAUAUACCAUCCAAAGUGUAAUUAAUAACUUCACCAUGCUCAACGGGAUAUUCCAUGUCAGCUUUUUUUUACCCAUCUACCAAUAGGUGCCCUUCUUUUGCGAGGCAUUGGAAAACCUCCCUGGUCUUUGUGGUGGAAUCUGUGUUUGAAUUCACUACUCGACUGAGGGACCUUACAGAUAAUUAAUUGUAUGUGUGGGGUACAGAGAUGAGGUUGUCAUUCAAAAAUUACGUUAAACACUUUUAUUGCACACAGAGUGAGUCCAUACAAUUUAUGUGACUUCUUAAGCACAUUUUUACUCCUGAACUUAUUUAGGCUUGCCAUAACUAAGGGGUCUUAUUGACUCAAGACAUUCCAGCUUUUCAUUUGUAAUUAAUUUGUACAAAUCUCGAAAAACAUAAUUCAACUUUGACAUUAUGGGGCAUUGUGUGUAGGCCAGUGACCAAAAUAUAUCAAUGUAAUCAAUUUUAAAUUCAGGCUGUAACAACAAAAUGUGGAAAAAGUCAAGGAUGUGAAUACUUUCUGAAGGUACUGUAAAGACAGACUGAAUAAAUGCAAUAGUUCUGGGAAAUGCCAGAUAUUCUGGGCAGAUUUCAGUGUUUGUCUGAAUACAGAAUAAACGUGUCUGUCUGCAUAGACUAGAGGAUGUUUGGUUGUUGAGGAUGUUUGGUAGAGCUACGGCAUGAGGGCAUGUAUGCUACUUUACUCAACUCAAGCCCUUCUGCUUCUCCUCAGAUGUGACAGGUUGGUUAUUGAUGGUAUUAGUGAGAGAGCCAGUCACACAGGUGAGAUGAGAUACCGAUUUAAAAGAGCUGUCGUCUCUUAUCUCCAUCUCUCCCCCCCUACAGUCCAGACUGCCCCUCAAGUGGAUGGCGCCAGAGGCCAUUUUUGACAAGAUCUACACCACUCAAAGCGAUGUGUGGUCCUUUGGAGUCCUAAUGUGGGAGAUUUUCUCUCUGGGUAAAUAUACAUUCCUUUAGUCCUGACCAGGAAUGACUCACUGUGCCUUAUAGUCCCUCACCUCCUCACCUGACCUCCCAAUCAGCAGAAUUAAUGAGCAGAAAUGAACAAACAGCAGUACACAUUUCACAACGCAGCCAUUUGGAACAUUACAGACUUAUUCAAUGCAGAUUUCCUCUGUUGUGUAGGUCCUUAUCUUGAAUCUCAUCUACAAGGACUAUUGUUUUAGGACUGGUAAUGAAACUACAAACAUGGACUGCUUCCAUGCUCACUGCCCUUUUUUGCCCCACAAUUUACUUCUUUCAGAGAAAUUCUAUUAUGCUAAAUGUGUUUUUGUUAUUUCUCUGUAAACAUUACUGCUUAGAAUUAGUUUUUUAUGAAAUAGUCUCAAAAUUGUUUUCAAAAAAGCUUUUGCAAAUGUAAUCUUACAAUUUUGCACACAGUGUGCAGUAUUCCUUACAAAGAAAGGAGAGGUUUCUUUCUGUCAUCAGCCAGCGAUGUUCAGUGAGGAGUCUCCAGUCAGCUAGCGAGGCAAGGUGCCCCCAGCCUUGCAGCUUCUCCAGAUGUACUGGGUCAUAACUGUCUUCUGCUACUGCAUAAUUGUGCCUCUGGGAUAAAACGGGGCUGCAUUGUCAGCUUGAGAAAACUAUUUUCAUGCUGCUCAUGCAAAAGCAUGAGUGAACUUCGACUGUGAAUUUUAUCACAGGCAAGGGCCAUUAAAAAGAAAGAAUACCUCCCAUUUAAGCCGUCCGUUCCAUUCCCAGCUGGCAAUGCAAAUGCGCUGUAACCAAGCAGCCGAUCAAUGUAAAUGUUUGCCCCUGCUGUGAAACCACUGCAACCUUUGAGACAUUGAACGUAGGUCCAUGACAGUCUUCACACUGUGCAACAAAGCAGACCAAGCUGUUCAAUAGCAAGACUCCACAUGACAUAUUGUAUGCUCAAAUGUCACCAUAGGUAGCAAGGACAACAUUCAGAGUAAAUGUUAGGAAAGUGUAAGGAAAGAACAGUACAUUGAUGCAGGGCUUUAGGUUUGAUUGUGCUGCUACACUUGCCAUGAAGCCAAUCACCAGGAGGACUUGGGUCAACAAAAAAGGGUGUGAAAUGUGAACUACCUCAAGACAUGGGGUACAUGCAAACACUCGUUCUCUCUCUCGCUCUCUCUCUCUCAUGCUUUCUCUUUGUCUCUCACUCUCUCUCUCAUGCGGAGAGGAGAGAUAUCGUAAUCGCUCUCUCUCUUCUUCAUCUCUCUCUCUCUCUAUCUCUCUCUUCCUCUCUCUCUCUCUUACUCUCUCUCUUUCUCCUGUAAUCUUUCUUUGUCACAACCACACACACUCUGUUUGGUCCCCAGUAAGAGUAGCUGCUGCCUUGGCAACAACUAAUGGGGAUCCUAAUAAAAUACAAUAAAAAAAGACUAAAUACCCACAGGCACUGAUACAUAUACCUUCAAAGAACCACUCGCUCACUCACACAUCAUGGUUGGAGUUAACAUGGUCUUAGAAAGAUAAAUUAGGACACGAAACGACUGCAAAAAAAUUACAAACACUCAGGUCUGGCAACCUGAUAGGUGUUUGAAGGUCAAAGGUUUGCUCCAGUCCCAAGAUGCUGGCAUAUGCAUAUCGAGACUUGACCCGCAGUCUAGCAGCUUGAGUUUUGGAUUUCCAUGUCUUGUUAGUUUAGGUGCCAAACCAUCAACUACACCCUGGUUUCUGUGUUAGACAUGAGUUAUGCGGUAAUCAAACUAUUUGUUUACCAUGAUUGGUUGAUGUGAUGGAGAGAAAAGAUAAAAGGGUGUUCUAGCAGGCGACUCCUCCUCCUAAGACUGCUUGUUAAUAUCCACAUAGUGCUCUGGAGAUUUAGAUGCUAUCUGAUAUUGUGUCAGGGAUCUCAGUCGGGUACAUGAAAAUAUUUGUUCAUGAGUCAGGAAAUGUUUAUGGAUUACAUGGCAUGGACAAUAUUUUCGAAAACCCCAACUGGAUUGGAUAUUUGAUACAAGUUGGCUUAGUGUAUUACUGCUUUUAUUUAGACUGAGCCAAGCAUGAAUUAAAGUUAUAUUUUAAAAAUCAUGCCUCACCCCCGAUAUUCCAAUUUCAUCAUUAUUCUAGCACUAUCUCUAGAUGUUAUUCAAUGUAUAAUAUCAUUGCUCAUGUGUAAGGUCAAUCAGUUGAUGUUUAAACAGUCUUAACCUAGUAUUUAUGAAGCUUUCUUCUCUAAUCUGUAUAAAGUAUCCAACCCUCUCUAUGUGGGAGAUUUAAGUGUCUGAUAACCCUCCACCUCUCACUCUCCCUCUCCCCUCCCCAGGUGCCUCUCCAUAUCCCGGCUUACACAUCGAUGAGGAGUUCUGCUGCCGACUGAAGGAAGGGACCAGGAUGAGAGCUCCGGAAUACUCCUCCUCUGAAAUGUAAGGAUCAAGCAAUCUUUGUUUCUCCAUUACUUAACAUACAAACCCCAUCUCAUCAUCUAACUCAGGCCAAAAAAGGAAGAGUUUGAAGAGUGGAGUGGCCCAUGUCAGAAGGUUCAUCAUAAAUGCUAUAGCUCUCUUACCUCUUGCCUGUGCAUAAUACACUGGGCUCUCUUGGCUCUUGAAACUUGUAAAGAGCCUGAAGCAUGCCUCUAGUCAUGUCUCCGUAUCCCCCAACCUCUCCUGAGGGUAAUUAGCUAACAGGAACUCUUGCUCAGAGCAACACAUUAAAGGGCAGUCAAGAAAAGCCUCCCAUAUUGAUAUAGCUGAAAAGAGGCCUUGUAUCAGCUCCUUCAUUUAUGAGAAUGGGCGACAGGGCUGAUAGGCAUCGUGGGUAAUCCAGCUCUGAAUGUGGAGGAGAGACGGGAGCUGCUGAUUGGCAGUUAACUGAGGGGGCUGCGGGCGCAUCCAUUUUAAGACUGACAUCGAUGCGGCCGUAAUGAAGCCCCACAUUAAAGGCUGGGGGAGUGGUGAGCGGCCUGGGGGAGCAGCUAGACACAGGGCAAUGAGAGCAAAAGGGCGGGAGACUCCCUCCCCUUGUCCACACAAGGGGGCUCUGAAGCAGGGCAGAGGUGGACGCUGCUGCUGAAACAGAAUAUCUUUGGGGGAGUCUAGGGGGGUUUCUCCUGGCCCUGUGGUAUCAGUGCUGUUUGUCUAGCAGGGAGGUGGACUGGAUAGGGAGAGCUAGGGUUGUUGUUGCCUUUAGGUGACUGGGUGGCUUCUCAGCAGGGCGCCCUGUCUGGGGCUCUCUCUCUCUCACUCACUGUCCCAGGCUAUGGCACACGUCCGAGUUUACAAUAAGGACCCCUUGCUCUCACUUCCUGAGCUCUGCUCUUAAUCAAUCUCACAUUCAGUUAUAUGUGCACGUGUGUGUGCAUAGCAUUUGGUUUUCAUUUGUGACAGAGUGUGGUGGAGUCAAACUUCCUCUUUCUUAUUCAUUUAGAAAUGAUAAAUGUUGUAUUUAUGUUUUAUAACUCUGUACCAAUGAGAAGUCCAGAAUUCGUUUAAACAUCUUAUGCCAACUGGAGACAAGUUAAUGGAUAUAUCACCAAUACAUGGGAGAUGGUGAUUGGAGAUGACCAGCAAAAUACGAUCCAGACUGGAGUCUUAAGCCGAUGUCACACGAAGCAAUCUGGAGGCAAUUUAUGUUGCUUGCAACAAAGUUGCAUCUGGGUUGCUCCGUGUGUCACUCCCCAAAAGUUGCCUGAAACUUAGUUGCAUUGCAUCGCAGGAGAUAGAAAUCAAUCCUAUUUCACGCAACUGACUGUAUGCAAUGUCCAAUCAGUGAGUAGAAAAAAAGUUUCGGUCGACUCGUCAUAUCAUUCUGUUCGGAACUCCGACCCAGUUGUCAUGUCAAUACAGCUGUCAGUGCUGCUACAAAUGGCGACAAAAGAGACAUGGCAAAUGGGAAAUGUAUAAACAAUUCUAGACACCGUGGCUAGUUGUGGUUUAUGUACAUGGUCUGGCAGUCAAUACAUGUAAUUUUAAAAGUGAACCCAGACCUUUCUCUGUUCAGUUUCAAUUGAAAUUGUCCAACAUGAACUGCACUAGCUAGCUAGCUUAGCUCGUCGGUAGCUUGGUUAGCUUGCUAGCUAGCUUGGUAAAGCAUAGUUGGCAAAUAGGCAACAUUUUGGCUAGCUAGCUAAAUUGUACAGCCAGCAUUUUGUCUAUAUAUCAAUGCUGUUACAAUGACCAAAUGUUUGAAUAAAAAAUCAUUUAUGAAACCAGGAUGUGAUGUAUGACAGGAUUGGAUGUUGCAUGCAAUUUCAAUUGCGUUUGAAUUGCUUUGUGUAUCAGCAAAGUUGCUUGAGAUGAUGUCACUUGCAACUCUGCAACAGAAAUUGUGUCCAAAUUGCUUCAUGUGACACAGGCUUUAGAGAGCAUGGACGCGAAUAGAAGUAAAUGCAGCUCGGUAGAUCCAGAGCCAGACCCACUGGUGCCAAGUUCCUCUCUCUAAGAUCCCUCUCUAAGAUACUUUCCAUUCUGGUUCAAAGCAAAGCGGUCCAUUGACAGAAUGAAGAUAUAGAGAGCAUGUUCAUGCCAUGGAACCAUGAUGUACAACCUGCCUCUUGUCUGAGAUAAACACAAGACCCACUGAUAGCACUUUAAAUGGCAAGCAGAGGAGCGGUACACACUCUCGUCUACAGGGGUAAUACCCCUUCUCCCACACUUCUCCUUUGAUCGUGUGUGGGAGCCUGGGAUCCAGAGUCUCUGACCCUGACCUUGACCCCAACCCCCCCGUUAUAUGGAUGAUGAAAGGGACCGGAGGGCCGGGCGAUACAGGGUGGUAUAUCUACGCUGCUGCUGGUGCACCGGCUCGUCAGGAAUGUGACCCUCCGCUUAAAAGAUUGAAAGUUCCUCCAUCAGCCCAACGGCGAUCUGAUGCAUCCUCAUCGGAAUGUGGAAGACGCUCCUCAAGACGCGGGAAUAGAGAAAAACGGAUGUCCACCUCCCAACAUCCCACAACUGUCUUGCCAGAAGAGAGUAGUGGACUAAGGAAUUCUGACCACCACAAUGGCCCCCCACGGCAAAGUAUUCCCUGAAGAGACAGAAGAGGAGGAACCAAUUUUUCCCCUUACGCAGCAGAGAGGAAGCAGGGUUGAAAUUGUGCGGCCGUACGAUGCUGUCUACAUCCCCUCCUCUUGAUGUGCGGCCCAUGUGGGCUCAUGGUGGUCAACUCUGGGAUUCCAUUCUGUCACUGUGAGGAUAUUAGGAGUCCCUCCACCUGGCCAAGGACACUCAUUAACAUGGGAAUCACAGCCCAGCAACCCGGUCAUUUCUCCAGCCAAUCUCCACUGCACCGAGAGGAGAGGAGAAGUCUUGCCAAGCCAAGCCAAGGUCUGGGUUCACUGAAUACAAACACAGAUGGAGAGGGCAAAAGACGGAGGAUGUAAUGCUUUUUACAGUAAUUUUCUCCAAACUCCAAAUUGACUCAAUCUGGUGCCAGUCAGAGGAACAUAAUAGAGCUAAUGGGCACCUGGCUCUGUUUACGUAAGGGCCUCUGUGUUUGGGGGCCGCGCUCCGUAGUAAGAAACAGGCUAGGGAUCCAUCAUCACCUCUGACUGUAGGGUUUGAUUUAAACAGCAGCCGCGGCCUGCACUCCAUCUCUGAAUUCCUCAACGGCCGAUUCCAGCCAUUAUUACAGGCCACUGCUGCAGUGGAAACACAGCACAAAACGGCCCUGAGUCUUCCCACAUGGGCAGAGAGGCUGACAGCUCGUCAAAGACCUGAGGGGGGCUCUGAGCGUUCCUAAUGUUCACACCAAGACCUAGAGGGAACGAGAUACAGCCCCAGAGACCAGAUUAUCCUUGGAAAAUGAAAUAUUGGAUAUAUGAGUAUUUUAGAUGACAGUUGAUUUGGAUGAAAGCCAGCUACAAGUCAUCUCUCGUGUCAGUCAGCCUCCACACACACAGGGUCUGUCUUGGAGAGUGCAGGUUGUUGCUAAAGUCAAAGUACUCCUGGUUGUGAAAGAUUGAGUGCUAUUUGCCUUUUGGGUAAAUGUCUGCUUCUCACCAAAGCACAGCAGAGUGAAACCUAGCAAUGCAUGGCCAUCUGCAUUGUGCUAAAUUCAUCACCAUCAGGCAGGGGUCAUUACCAACCCAUAUAGAUUGUGACGAUUACCAUAUUAUUACCGUCAUUUAUUUGCAUAUUGCUCAACAUAGCUAUGCAGUAUGUCUGUGUUAUCAGUAUGUGAAUGUGAGCCAGCAUAAUGACAUGAUGUGUAUUUCUCCUCAGAUACCAGACCAUGUUGGACUGCUGGCAGGGCGAGUCAGGAGACCGGCCAACCUUCACUGAGCUGGUGGAGAGAUUAGGAGACCUGCUACAGGCCAGUGUACAGCAGGUAAGAUCCCCAUGGCUUUGUUUUAAUACUUUAAAAUCUAUUCCUUCUGCCAGUGAGGUUAUCACUAGUCUGAAAUGACUGAAUAGGUGAAGGUGGUUGAACCCAUAAAAUAUUUACAGUAUGUCACAUGAUGAAGACCAGGUUCAAGGUGAACUGGAGAUCAGAGGUCAGCAGAGUUGUGGUUAGGGCCUUGCCCAGGGGUGAAAGUAAAUGUAAUAUCUGCCAGGUAUGGGACUUCCUAUGUGGGUGUGCAAAAAUACAUGUCAUUUAAAGCUAGAUGCUACAUCCAUUUUUGGUCGUAAUCAUAUAUACGUAUUGAUUCUUGAAGAAUAAUACUUAUAAACGCCUCAUGAGCUUAGUUCAACUGUUGUACCCCAUCAGAACCCAGAAUAGAAGCUUUUACUCCGUUUGUAAACAAUGUAAAUGUAAGCAAACAUAAUUCCAGCAUCUAAAACAGUGCACUGUGCACCUGCCGUUUGAUGAAUGGAAAGAGGCGUCUAUUAAAACACCAAAAGUGUAAUAACAUUUGCCGAUUGUCAUUAGACACUCUUGAAGCCUAAAUUGAUUGAUUCUUCCACUGCUGUCCGUGUGCGUCUCGGUCCCGGCCAGUCAUAUUUGCCUUGGCAAAAUGUUAGUGUUCAUGUCGAACCACACCUCAUUGUGGAGCGUAUACCGCCAGUCCAUUCGCACAUUCUUCAUGCAGUUGACAGGCAGUAAUGAUAAAAGAUGGUGUAAACAACAACUUACAUUUUACAUUUUAGACAUUUAGCAAAUGCUCUUAUCCAGAGUGAGUGCAUACAUUUUCAUACUGGCCCCCCGUGGGAAACGAACCCACAACCCUGGCGUUGCAAGCGCCAUGCUCUACCAACUGAGCUACAGGGGACUUCAAAUCAAAUCAAAUCAAUGUUGUUGUUCUUUUGUCACAUACACGUGUUUAGCAGAUGCUAUUGCGGGUGUAGCGAAAUGCUUGUGCUUCUAGAUCCGACAGUGCAGUAAUAUCUAACAAGUAAUAUCUAACAAUUUCACAACAAGGUCUCAGGACAUGGAUAGACGUCCAAUUUUGACGUCAAUCUUGAACGACCUGGCUGCAUUUUAGAAAUGUGUUUUCCGCAAAUUGCAUUUUGGAACAUUUGCACGUAUUCCUAACACCGUGUGCACAUUGCUGUACUUAAUAUGUGUUUAUCAACAUUUGAAGCUAAACAUUGUGAUCUGUUCCAUCAGCCUUACUAAUUGAUAUGGCAUAUACCUCCACUACACUACUUUGAUACGCAUCGUGUGGCUAAGAAAUGAGUAUACGCAAUGCCCACAAAAAAAUAGUGGGUAUACGGCGUAUACCUGCGUAUACCCUCCACUACACCACUGGAAUCAAGACAGGGAGAAGGAAAGCAGCGACUGUGACUGCUGAUGGAAAAUUGGCUGUUUCCCCUGCGAGAACAAAACAAUAAGGUCCCAUCAAGUCCUAAUAAUGCCAAAAACUCUGAGUUGAAAAGACAGUCAAAAACACAGUCACAGAGAGAAUGGAAGAAACUCCCUCAGAUACCUACAGUACAGCCAUGCUCCCAGUUUCACCUCUCUCCCAGACAUACGGCCCAGAUCCAGACAGUUCUAUUAGCUGCAGACAGACCCAGACAGACCCAGACAGACCCAGACACACACAGACAGACCCAGACACACACAGACAGACCCAGACAGACCCAGACACACACAGACAGCUCCUAUUACUAAAUUAAGAGCAGACAGGGGUGGGUAUUGUAAAGAGAUAAGAGAUGAUAGCAGGCCAGACCUCACACAUCACAUAAAACCACAGUAUAGAAACGCUUUAUAACAUAACAGAUUACUCUCGCUGAAAACCAACCGUGUGGGAACCCAUCCUGACUGGACAGAAAAGAGCUGGUGAGUAGGGAUUUCAAGCCUUCCAUUAAUAUAGGUCUGUUACAUACAGACAGACUCAGUCCUUUACUGGCCAGUCAGCGAGGUUGUCUCCACCAGCAUCAUCACACUGCUCCGUCUGUGGCCCUCAGGCAUUCCACAUUUUAUUUAUUAGGCGUGACCUUUAGAUUCUUUGGCAACAUUCCCUGCUAGUCUGUAGGCCCUGGAUGGAUGUUUGUGGAGCACGCGGACGGUAUCAUGCUCAAAUCUCCCUAGGCUUCACACACUUAUCACAUACAUGUGCUUUCCGUCAUGCUAUGAUAGCUGUUAGCUAGGCCUCUGGUCUAACAUGUUGUGUUCUCUCCUCUUUCUGUCCAUUCAGGAGGGCAAGCAUUACAUCCCUAUAGCAGCUCUGCUGUCCAAGGAGGGAGACCCCUCCAACACGGCCCGGUCAGAGAAGACCAACACCAGGCCGCUCUCUCACCGCGACUCAGGGAGCACCUGGUAAGAAGCAGGAGUCUGUCAGCUGGCCAGUCACUACACUACAUUACUCAGAUAUAUUACCCUCAACCUAACACAGAUAUUACCCUCAACCUAACAGAGAUAUUACCCUGAACCUAACACAGAGAUCACACAGACACCUGUUGCUCACAACACUAUUGAAUAAGCUUCUCACAUUUUAUAGCAUUCUCACAUUUUAUAUCAUUAAAGAUUUCUGCCAUAAGUCUAUGUACAUUAUAUAACAUUUAAUAGAGACAUUUCAACAGUGAAAUGUAAUGUCUCCUUGGGCGUCUUGGCUUAACGGAACGUUAAUCUCUCAUUAAAUAUGUGUUAUCUUAAAUGUACUGAAUGUUAAAGCUACAAUAUGUCAUUCGCAUUUAAAGCAAAUCUAAGAAGCAGUGGAUCUGUUCUAUGUGCGCUAUUUCUAUGCUUCCCGUUUUUAAGUUUCGUUUUUGCGUCUUUUACUUUCGGUUUUGUGCACCAGCUUCAAACAGCUGAAAAUACAAUAUUUUGGGUUAUGGAAAAGGUAUUUCACAGCGGUUUAGAUGGUACAAUGAUUCUCUACACAACGACUGCUUGUUUUGUCACAUAAACAAAAAUUUGGCAAAUUAUUCGAAUUUUAGCAACCAGGAAAUGGCGGAGCGAUUUCUGCAUAUUGCGCCUUUAAGAUAACAACCAAUCAUUUCCCCACUCUUUAUUCAGUUCAUUGUUCAAAGCACACACCAUUUUCUUUACAUGUGCUUUGCUUGGCGGGUCAGCUACUUACUCUUAAAAAGGUUCAUGUAGAUCUAGUUGAGGACAAUGAAAGACCUGAUUAAGGUUGUGAUAAUAAAUAUAUACACUGGCAGUGAGAUGAUGAGGGAGCCCAAAGCAUUGUGGCCCCUUCAAGGAAUUUCCUCCCAAACCGCAGACCCUGCUUUAGGAUUUAUGUCCACUUAAAAUAAUAUUUGUCAAGCCCUCGUUUCACAGGUCCUAUGAGUGUGUUUAUUGAGAACGUGUUGAAAUGCUCUAAAAGCAGUUAUCCCUUAAGCGGAAUUAAGCAGCCAUUUGAUUCUCUGCGUCUGUUGAAAAGCAAAAUAAAUAGGGUUUAUUUUCAAAGACCAAUCCCACUGACACUAUGUAAUUGUUGAUUAACUUGAUUACGUUCCCACUUAUUGUGUUUUUCAAUGCCGUUUUUUGGCACGUGUAAUCUUGGAAUUCCCGGAUUAGGAUCUGACUUUGGAAACCUUAUCCCUUCAGGAACAUUAAGAUCCGGCCGGCAAGUGUGAAGACCUUUGACGAGGUUACCAUGGAGAACAGCUCUAACGACAACCAUGAGGUGAAUUAACUCAUCACCCCCAAAGCUAGCAUGAUGAUGUCUCUUCACUACAGAGCUGCCUAAUUAGUAGGGUGUAAAACAUCUGGCCUGUAAGACCAUGCUUUUGUUGGACUAACUCUGACACUUUCUCUUCCUUUCUCUCAUCAUCUCAUCCUCUUUCUCUCUCUCUCUCUCUCUCUCUCGCUCUCUCUUUCACUCUUUGUAUCCCUCUCUUUCCCAUUUCCCUCCCUCUGUCUGCACGUGCAGGGGGGACAGUCGGACAGUGGGAUGGGCCUGUCGUCUGACGAUAUGAACACGCUGAAGCGCCUUGAGUCCUUUGCCUGACCUCUCAGCAUCAUGGCCCUGGUGUGAGUACACCUAAUGCCCAUAAUCCCUGUCACUCAUAGCAUCCAGAGACACAGAGAGAGGCAGAUAGAACCAUAGUGAGAGGCAGAAAGAGGCAGUGGAGCCACAGGCAGAGGUAGGGAGGGGUAGAGAGGCUGGGAGGGGUAGAGAGGCAGGGAGGGGUAGAGAGGCAGGAUGGAGAGGUAGUGGAAGCAGAAAGAGGCAGGGGAGAAGGAGAGGCAAGGUGCUGGCCCUGCCCAGGACACCCACCCGCUGGCCUGGAAUGUAGACGUUUGGAUUGUCACACACACACACAGUCCCUCUCACCCCCUGAACCUCAAUGACAGGUUUUUGCUUUUGUCAAAAGAAACCAUGCGAGAGCCCCAUCGAGACAAAGGACUCGGGGGAGGGCUAUUGCCCUAAGGUGACAACCCAAAAGACAGAGAACAAAAGCCCAGUGGAAGUGUGACUCGGGCCUGGGUGGUUUAAGAGCACACACUAAAACUCACUUUGGCGUUCGGCCUGAUUGAGACAUCCUCUGACAAAAUAUAUGUUCCCAAAACAAAAAAACUGUCCAGUUGUGCAGAUUAUUCUACAAUGUUUCUUUGAGGCUGCAAAAAACAUUCACCCGCUGUUGCUCGGGUUGGGUAGCAGAGCUCUAUUAUGAGGUGAAUGAAACCGAAUGUCCGGAACUUUCACAGAACCAAUUUUGGUUUACUGGGAAAAUAUUACUGGUACAUUGUGUUAUUACAUUACCUGGAAACCUAAUGAUAACUUUUGGGGAAUGUUCUGUAUGGGUUGUUACAUAUAUUGUGCACAACAUAUUAGUGAAUGUUAGGAGAACAUCCCAAGGAUGUUUCAUUUAAAUCAUAUUUUGGAAGAAUAAAAUACAUAUUUUAUUAUCAAAAACAUUAUUUUGGGAUGUUAUCAUCCUAAUGUUAGAUAAAGCCCUAACUAGAACUUAAUGGGAAUCUUAGUAUAAUGUUCUGGGAAUGUUCUAGGUUUGCAGGGUUCCCAGUUAGCAAUCACACAGGUCAUCCAUAGUGGCCUGUAGAAGACAGGUUCCUAGACCAGCUGUAGAUGACACUACAGGCAUGACACUUUUAGAGCUAAUACCACUCCUUGUCAUAACCUGUCGUACCUGUAGAAGAGAGAGAAACCAGGGCUAAGGACAGGGCUUAGCAAGGUUAGGCUGCAAAACCUCUCCCAGCUUCAGUUCAAAGAGCACAAUAGGUAUGUCGGUGGAGUCUGUCUUUCAAAUGCCCCACUCACAAACGCCUCUUCACUGGUCAAAAAAAGAUUAGGACAGAAAUAAAUUCUAACAGCUAACAAAGGAAGUUUUUUUUAAAUGCAAUAAUCAUAAACUGGCAGAAAGGGUACAGGAAAACAUCUGCGAGUGGAGUUUGAUAUGAAUUUACCAUGAUUAACCCCCAAUGAACAUACCGCAAGGCCUUGGUUUGAAUAAAAACAUUAUGGAUCCCCUCACUCAGCAACCAUUGUUCCCUCCCAACCUCAAUCCACCCCCACACCCUCAUCAACCCAUUUACAGUGCUCCCCUCGUCUCUGUGCCCCUAUGUGAUUCUCAACGCUGGGCAGAGAGAGACUAGAAGACCAUUACCUAUGGGCACAGCCUUAGUUUCCAUGGCCUCUGCCAUGGGAGAACCAGUCACCAGAGGCAUGCAGAGAAUGAUCUAUUUAUUGAGGGGAAAGAACCCUUACUGGGUCGCCACUCGAUCACUGUCACCUUUGACCUUCUGGAGGUUUACGAGGGAGGGCCUCCCUGGCUCUGUAAUGGUUCUCUAGCUUUGUGCUGUAGAAUUCCACGUGGCACCCCCUUUUCCCCACUCGCAGUUGUCCUAUACCGUCUCCCUAUAGCUCUCUCUCUCUAUCUCGCUCUCUUUGUAGAUGUGUGUAAAUGCUUGGCAUAGUAUUGUUGUCAGUACUUGACUCACCAAUCGAAAAUUUUAUACACCACCCUGUCAUUUCCCCAGUCUCAUAGUCAAUGCAGCCAGUCAGUCAUUUGAUAUACCCCACUGGGAUCUGACCUUGCGCCCCUGUGAGAGAGUUUCUGUAAACUCCUAGCAACCAGAAGACAAUAGUAGUCAAUUACUCAUAUUUGGAGCAUUUACGGGAGCAGAAGUAGUCAACAUCCGCGAGAGAGGCCAGAGAACAUGAUUGAUUAUAUCCUUUAUGAACAAUUAUCAUGGAAAUGUAUUAUUGGUAUAUUACUGAGUCUGUUAUUAAACAUGUAUGUGCUCUCUCUCUCUCUCUCUCUCUCUCUCUCUCUCUCUCUCUCUCUCUCUCUCUCUCUCCUCUCUCUCUCUCUCUCUCUCUCUCUCUCUCUCUCUCUCUCUCUCUCUCUCUCUCUCUCUCUCUCUCUCUCCAGGAUGAAGGUGGUGAGUAGGAGUAAGGAGUCGGUGCUGACUGAGGGAGAGAAGGACAAGUAACCUCAGCCUGUUCCCUCUCUGGACUUCACCCUGGACAACUCUUCCCUGGAGCCCGUUCUGGAGUCCCACAGCCCGCCCACUGACUACAACUAUAUAGUGCGCUACUCCACCCCACCUGUGUAGCCCUACCUAACCCCACCCCAUCGCCGUGGGAGACACCCCCCCACCCUGCUACCCCACCUCAUACCCUCCGCCCCUGGUGGAGAAUCUGACUGAAUGCCUCGAGGCCUCUCCUUUGUUCUCCUCUGUUUUAGCUGUCUCUGGACUUCACAGUGCACCGUAAAACGCCUGAUAAUGCCUCCCUCCUUUUAACUUCUUCCAUUUCUCCUCCUCCCUGAGGCUUGCGCUAGAGACAAGUUUGAGGCGCUUUGUUUCAACGUGGGAUCUGUUACUUUAGGACUAAGACACCUUUCUGUAUAUCUGCACUUAGCCUGCCUGCUUCCCAUCAACCCACUCUUCAGUAAGGAGGAAGAAGAGGCUGCCUUCUCAGCCUGUCCCAGGAGUUAAUCUAUGUGCUGCUGGUCUUCUCCAUAGCCCACUGUGAUAUCCACACCACAGGAGGUUGGUGGCACCUUAAUUGGGGAGGAUGGGCUCGUGGUAAUGUCUGGAGCGGAUAGGUGGAAUGGUAUCAAACACGUUGUUUCUAUGUGUUUGAUGCCAUUCCAUUAGCUACGUUCCAGACAUUAUUAUGAGCUGUCCUCCCCUCAGCAGCCUCCACUGAUCCACACAUACAGCUAGCUAUAGAUACCUAUAGACCUACAGUGCCUUCAGAACGUUUUCAUACCUCUUGACUUUAUACACAUUUUGUUGUGUUACAGCCUGAAUUCAAAAUUGAUUAAAUCGAUUUUUUUCUCAUCCAUCUACACACAAUACCUCAUAAUGACAAAGUGAAAACAUGUUUUUAGACAUUUUUGCAAUUUUAUUGAAAAUGAAAUACAGAAAUAUCUCAUUCACAUCAGUAUUCACACCCCUGAGUCAAUACUUUGUAGAAGCACCUUUGGCAGUGAUUACAGCUUUGAGUGAUUCUGGUUAGGUCUCUAAGAGCUUUCCAUACCUGGAUUGUGCAACAUUUCAAAAUUCUUCAAGCUCUGUCAAAUUGGUUGUUGAUCAUUGCUAGACAACAAUUUUCAGGUCUUGCCAUAGAUUUUCAAGUAGAUUUAAGUCAAAACUGUAACUGGGCCUCUCAGGAACAUUCACUGUCUUCUUUGUAAGCAAUUGCAGUGUAGAUUUGGCCUUGUGUUUUAGGUUUAUCCUGAAAAACUCCCCAGUCCUUAACGAUUCAAGCAUACCCGUAACAUGAUGCAGCCACCACUAUGCUUGAAAAUAUGGAGAGUGGUACUCAGAAUUGUGUUGUAUUGGAUUGGCCCCAAACAUAACAAUUUGUAUUCAGGACAAAAAGUUAAUUGCUUAGCCAAAUUUUUUGCAGUAUUACUUUAGUGCCUUGUUGCUAACAGGAUGCAUGUUUUAGACAUAUUUUUAUUCUGUACAGGAUUUCUUCUUUUCCCUCUGUCAAUCAGGUUAGUAUUGUGAAGUAACUACAAUGUUGUUGAGCCAUCCUCAGUUUUCUCCUACCACAGCCAUUAAACUCUAUAACUGUUUUAAAGUCACCAUUGGCCUCACAGUGAAUUCCCUGAGCGGUUUCCUUCCUCUCCGGCAACUGAGUUAGGAAGGACGCCUGUAUCUUUGUAGUGACUGGGUGUAAUUAAUAACUUCACCAUGCUCAAAGGGAUAUUCAAUGUCUGCUUUUUUACAUUUUUUACCCAUCUACCAAUGGGUGCCCUUAUUUGCAAGGCAUUGGAAAACCUCCCUAGUCUCUGUGGUUUAAUCUGUGUUUGAAAUUCACUGCUCGACUGAGGGACCAUACAGAUAAUUGUAUGUGUGUGGUACAGAGAUGAGGCAGUCAUUCAAAAACCAUGUUAAACACUAUUCAUCUACAGAGUGAGUCCAUGCAAGUUGUGUGACUUGUUAAGCAAAUGUAUACUCCUGAACUUAUUUAGGCUUGCCAUAACAAAGGGGUUGAAUAUUGACUCAAGGCAUUUCAGCUUUUCAUUUUGACAUUAUGGGGUAUUGUGUGUAGGCCAGUGACCAAAAAUCUCAAUUUAAUCCAUUUUAAAUUCAGGCUGUAACACAACAAAAUGUGGUAAAAGUCAAGGGGUGUGAACAGUUUCUGAAGGCACUGUAUGCAAACCUAAAGACAGGCUCAGGUUUUCCUAUGAUCAACUGUGAACAACACUAAGAAGCACAACAGAUUCCAGACGUAUAACACAUGAAAUGUAGUGGUAGCAGGUUAUACUGUUGUGUAAAUGAAGAAUGUGUAACUAUGUGGAUGUGUUACUAUGGGGAUAAAACAUGUAAAAGUGAAAGAAAGGAGAUUGGAGAACUGAGGCGUUUCUUGUUUUUAUUGAUACAAUUUUAUUUCUGUACAAAUAUUUUAUAGAAUUGAAAACUGGAAAGUAAAUGUGCUAUUUUAUUAUAUUAAGUAAUAAUUAUUGUGUUUUCUUUUAGUUAGUAAUAUAAGGUUUAAUAAACAUUCUUAUCACAAAAUUGGUAUUUUCAAGCAUAUAUUACUCAGCUUGACUUUAGCUAAAAGCUCACGUUUUUAAAAAGCACCUGUGGGACAGAUUAUAGGAACGGUUCAUGAAUAAUUGAAUCUGCCAGUCUGAAAAGAUUUCUUGAGUACUCCAAUCCCCAGUCUUCCCAGUGAACAUGUUUUUUGAAUAUUUUUCCAUUCAUCUCAGAGAGAAGAAAGGGUUGAGACUGUGUUGUCUAUAAGUUAGUAGAUGGGUAUGGGCUCAGUCUGAGUAGUAGUAGUUUAAACAGCCCAUAAAGUCCCAACGCGCUCUGAAUGGGGUUAGGGUAUGAAGGGAACAGGGCAAAACAGAGAGUAAGACC
Molecule: messenger RNA, 51746 nt
Organism: Coregonus sp. 'balchen'
Lineage: Eukaryota; Metazoa; Chordata; Actinopteri; Salmoniformes; Salmonidae
Source: the annotation of a GenBank genome assembly